UCCCGCUACCGGCUUACUCGCAAUUCGCAUUCGAUCGACGUCUUGGUUUAAAGUGUCUCGGGGAAGUUUUUCGAUUAUAAUGACUUGACGCUUUGCGAAUAAAAAAAAAAAUAAUAAUAAUAAAAUAAAAAUAAAUAUUUGUUUAUUUAAAAAAUCAACAUAUUUUUAUCAAUAAAUUCAAAUGAAAUUGUGGCAGGCAAUUGAAAAAACGAAAUACAGGCGAUUUUUAUUAUUUAUUUAUUUAUUUAUUAAUUAACGAAUUACUGAUACGCGAUAACGAUAUUUUUAUUAUUUAAAAAUAAUAUAAAAAAAAGGAAUAGGUAAUUUAAAAAAAAAAAAUUAAUACAGUGCAAUUGGUUACGCUUCUGUGAUUUAAUUGUGGGUGCUAUAGAGUAAAUAUUUAUUAUAGGAAGAGGAAUUAAGUGAUUUUGUAUACCGGUUUACUUUAUAAUUAUCAAUAUCAUCUGGUUGGGAACGCAAACGGCUUUAAAAUGAAGCGACAAACGUCGCAAAAUCAGCAACAGCAACAGCAACAACAAUUGCAACAGCAACAAAUGUCUACGAUGCAGCAACAAUAUAGUCAGCAUAGAAGUGAACGACAGAUUACAAGACAACAAAUUACUACUCAGCAAAGAGUGCAAGGGGAGUUGGUAAUGACAACAUCACCAGCACCAGUAUUUACUGGAAGGCCCGGAGAUCCCUCGCCGCCGAUAUUUGAGCAGAUAUUUAAAAAUGCAAGGUUCGCGCAAGGUGGUAACGCUAUUUUUGAUGGAAGAGUACGCGGAAAUCCGAAACCUAGUGUUUCAUGGACACAUAAAGGUGCUCCAUUAAGAGAAUCACAGAAAAUUAGAAUGUCGUAUGAUGAAAAUACUGGAAAUGUUACAUUACAAAUAAAUCAAAUUGGCCCUGGUGAUGAAGGAGAAUAUACUUGUAAUGCGCGAAAUCAAUAUGGUGAAGCUAUUUGCUCGGUAUACAUUCAACCUGAAGGCUUUGGUCCACCACCAAAACAAGGAUACAAAGAUUACCAGCAACGUUACUCGCAGACUAUUGACAAACGUUAUGUCAAUGGCUCAACAACCACGACAAUUACCACCGAAGAAUUUAAAGUCGAUACAUUUGAGUACAGAUUGUUGCGCGAAACUGAAUUCCGUGAGUCUGUGACACGUCGUUACGUCGGUGAAGCAGAUUCUCAAGUAUCAACAACAUUAGAUCGUAGCUUAGGUCCUGUUGCGCCUCCACAAAUAAGUCAGAAGCCGAGAAAUUCAAAACUUGUUGAGGGUUCCGAUGCUGUUUUUACUGCCAAAAUAUCCGGCAAUCCCAAAUCCAGGACAACGUGGUUUAAAGAUGGGCAAAGAGUCCGCGACUCUCAGCGUAUAGAAACAGUUCAUUCAAAUCAACAAGCAACUUUGCGUAUCAGAGGAACGAAUCAAGAUGACAGCGGACACUACACACUAUUAGCAGAAAAUCCACAAGGGUGUACAGUGUCAUCUGCUUACUUAGCAAUUGAACAAGUUGAUCAAGUAGAUCAUGCACAGCCGCAGUAUAUUCAAAGAGAAGUAAUAAAAACUGUUGAAACAGUAGAAACAACUCCAGAAGCCGGUAAAGCCCUGCCGCCAAAUUUCGUUCGCACUUGCGCAGAUCGUGAAGUAACAGAGGGUAAAAUGACAAGGUUUGAUUGUCGUGUUACUGGACGUCCUUAUCCAGAAGUGACAUGGUACAUCAAUGGUUAUCCAGUUGUCAACGAUGCAACACACAAAAUUCUUGUUAAUGAAAGCGGCAAUAAUUCAUUGAUGAUUACCAAUGUGACACGAUCUGAUGCUGGUACUGUUACGUGUGUUGCUAAGAAUAAAGCCGGUGAGACCUCAUUUCAGUGUAAUCUUAAUGUCAUUGAGAAGGAACAAGUGGUAGCCCCGAAGUUUGUCGAAAGAUUCACCACGACUAAUGUCAAAGAAGGAGAGCCGGUUGUUUUUAAUGCUCGAGCUGUCGGUACACCGAUACCACGCAUAUCCUGGCAAAAGGAUGGCGUGCCGCUAGCUCCUGGUCCUGACGUCCGCAUUACAGCAGACAGCAGUGGAGCAUCAACAUUGGAUAUCCCCUACGCAAAAUACACUGAUGCAGCUUGGUACCAAUGUACUGCUCAGAAUAUCGCUGGAUCUACAGCGACUCGUGCCCGGCUCUUUGUUGAAACACCUAAAGGAGCGACCCCUGAACCAAGACGCCUGAAUUUACCCCGACCGACUAAAGUCAUCGAACCAGAACCUGCGCCUGGUCCUGAAGUGAUUUAUCUGAGACACGUGGAACGUGCUAAGCCUUACUUACCUCCCGCUGAGGAAGACAGGAUUUAUCCACCUCCGAGAUUUAUCGUUCCACUACGAGAUGUUCACCAAAUCGAGGGUGGACGCAUACACUUCGAGGCCAGAAUCGAACCGGUGGGCGACCCAACUAUGAGGGUCGAGUGGUACAUCAAUGGAAGAGUUUUAGAAGCCAGUUCUCGAGCAACUUCACUCUUCCGUUUUGGUUUUAUCUCUCUGGACUUGAUCAGCGUGGUACUCCACGACAGCGGUGAAUAUGUUUGCCGUGUUGUCAGUUCAACUGGAGUCGCUGAAUCUCGCGCUGUCCUCAGUGUUACACCACGUGCAACAAUUGAACAAACAAGUCAACAUCCAGACAGCCUACGAUACAUACAACAGCUUGAGGAUUACUCAAAAUACCAAAGACAAGAGAGCAUUGAAGAUCAAUCAUCCCAACGUCCGGUCUUCAUUCGUCCACUUCAGGAGCUCGGUGAGCUUCAAGAGGGCCGUAAUGCUCAUUUUGAAGCUCAACUUACUCCUGUCAGUGACCCCACUAUGAAAGUUGAGUGGUAUAAAGAUGGAAGACCAAUCACAGCUAGUUCAAGAAUUACGACAAUCUUCAACUUCGGAUACGUCUCGCUUAAUAUAAUGCACCUACGGGCUGAAGAUGCCGGUUCUUAUACUGUCAGAGCUGUGAAUCGUAUGGGAGAAGCAAUAAGCACUGCAUCUCUUCGUGUCUUUGCACGCACUAGCGUAACAGCAGACCUUGGAAUACCUGAACAGCAAAAGUAUAUUGAGGCUGCUGAAGAAUUGGAGGCAUAUCAACAAGCUAUGCAUCAAAAGUAUGUUAGAGAAGAGCCAGAACCAACGAGUCCACCGGAAUUUAAAUCACCAAUUAAAGAUCAGAUAAACAUUCGCGAAGGUGGUUUCGCUCACUUUGAGGCCCGCUUAGAGCCUGUGGGUGAUUCUAAUCUUCGUGUUGAAUGGCUCAAGGAUGGACGCCCUGUUGAAGCCAGUUCAAGAAUCACAACUUUCUUCAACUUUGGAUACGUCGCCUUAACCCUGAAAUACGUAACAAUUCACGACGUCGGUAUCUAUACUUGUCGUGCGUACAAUAGCGUCGGUGAAGCCCAAACAAUGGCUCAGAUGAGUGUAAUAAGUAAGAACGACAUUAUUUACGACAGUCAACAUCCACAAGGUCUUCAAAAGAUCCAGAGUCUUGAGGAUUCAAGUCGUUAUCAACGGCAGAUAUCGGAACAAACCCAGGUAACGCAGAAGCCUCGGUUCCUGGGACCGUUGAAGGGAACCAACAAGAUCGUUGAAGGACAGAGGGCUCACUUCGAAGCUCGAGUUGAACCACAGAGCGAUUUGUCGAUGGUAAUUGAGUGGUAUCACAAUGGAAAGCCCAUCACCGCUGCUAAUAGAAUCCAAACUUAUCACGAUUUUGGCUAUGUCUCCAUUGACAUUCUUCAAGUUCGUUCUGAAGACGCUGGUACUUACACUGUCAUCGCUAGAAAUGCACUUGGAGAAGCUCGUCUCCAAGCUACUAUGGUUGUUGAAACUCGCUCUGGCAUUGAUACCACCAGCAUGCAUCGCGGAGCUUACGAAAAGACUCAGCGUCUUGAAGAAUCUAGAUUUGUUGAGCCGCAAUAUCAUAUUGAAGAGAUCUCCAAGUCAAAACCGAUCUUUGUUCAGCCACUGAGUGACCCUAAACCUGUCAGUGAAGGCAAGAAUAUUCAUCUUGAAUGUCGUUUGGAACCUAUGGGAGAUCCUACUAUGCGUGUCGAGUGGUUCCAAAAUGGCCGCCCUGUUACUGUGGGUUCUAGAUUCAAGACUUACUAUGACUUUGGAUUUGUUGCUCUGGAUAUCGUCCACACAACUGUGCUGGACUCUGGAGAAUACACUGUCAGAGCCACUAAUCAUCUUGGAUCUGCGCACACUUCUGCAUGCGUCAGAGUAAUUGGUAGAUCUGACGUCGUCACUGAAUCUCAGAACGAACAGUCUCUUGAACAAAUUCAAAUGCUGGAAGAUUCAUCUAAAUACCGAAGACAUAUACAAGAAGACGUUACUGUAGUCCAGGCUCCGCAAUUUACUCGGCCACUUCACAACAUCGAGACGGUUGAGUUGACCAACGUCCAUCUUGAAUGUCGCUUACAACCCGUUGGAGACUCGACCAUGAGAGUCGAGUGGUUCGUCAACGGAUUACCUGUCACUACUGGCCACCGCUUCAGACCUUCUUACGAAUUUGAUUACGUAGCCCUAGAUAUUCUUGGUGUCUACCCAGAAGACUCGGGUGUUUACACAUGUCAGGCACGUAAUCAACUCGGAGAAGCAGUAACUUCCGGUUCUGUUCGCGUUCACGCUAAAAAAGAUUUGAUACUCGAGUCUCAACAUCCUGAAGGAUUGGAACGAAUUCAAUACCUCGAAGAUGCUUCGCGUUAUAAAAGAAAGGAACUCAUUGAUGAAGUUGUUAAUGUAAAACCUAAAUUUGUAACUACUCCGAAAAAUCAAGAGAAUCUUCUUGAAGGACAAUAUGCACACUUCGAGUGCAAGCUCGAGCCUGUAACAGACUCAAACUUGAAGGUGGAGUGGUUCAAAAAUGGACGUCCGGUCACAAUAGGACACCGUUUCCGUCCCAUUCAUGACUUCGGUUACGUUGCACUCGAUGUGACCGAUCUGAUUGUCGAAGACUCCGGUAAAUACACCUGUCGCGCAGUAAAUUUAGUCGGCAGUGACGAAGUCAGCUGUAUUUUAAGCUGUCGUUCAACAGCUCAAGUCCUCACCAACACUCAAAAUGAAACGGGUCUUGAGCAAAUCCACUAUCUAGAAGACCGGAACAAACAUCGCCGACGCGAAGUAAUUGAAGAAACAACAACCCAAGCUCCAAUCUUCACUACAUCUUUGAAGAGUGUCGAAAUAAAAGAAGGCCAACGCGCGCACUUUGACUGCCGUUUAAUUCCCGUUUCCGAUUCGACUAUGAAAGUCGAGUGGUUCCACAACAACAUACCAGUUAAAGCUGGUUCGCGCUUUGUCGAGACCAAUAGUUUCGGUUUCGUCGCACUGGACAUCAUGUACGCGUACCCAGAAGACGCUGGCACUUAUACUUGUCGCGCUAAAAAUGCCAUCGGCGAAGCAAUCACUUCAGCAACAGCUGUCGUGCACUCAAAGAAGUCAAUCUACAUGGAGUCCCAACGCGAAGAAGUCUUGCAACGUCUCCACCAACUUGAAGACCACUCAAGAUACCAACGCAAGCAGGUGCAAGAAGAAACUGUAUCUCAGGCUCCAGUCUUCACUAUGCCGAUCAAAGAUCUCCGUGUUGCUGAGAAUCAAGCAGCUCACUUUGAAGCCCGAGUUAUUCCUGUUGGAGAUGCUCAUCUCAAGGUUGAGUGGCUUCGCAAUGGUGUUCCUAUCGAAGCUUCUAAUCGCGUAACAACAAUGCACGACUUUGGAUACGUCGCUCUCAAUAUGAAAUAUGUCAACCCAGAAGACUCUGGUACUUACACCUGCAGAGCUAUUAAUGAUCUAGGAGAAGCAGUGACAUCUGCAACGCUAUUCGUUCAAUCCAAAGCAGCUCUGCAGCUUGAGUCGCAACACGAGACCGCAUUGACAAAGAUCCAGGCUCUGGAAGACUCAAGCAGAUAUCAACGUCGCGAGGAAGAAGAAGUUCUUGUUAAAGAAAAGCCGCGUUUCACAGUUAAACUGAACGGUCCAACGAGUUUAGUUGAAGGGCAAAGCGCACACUAUGAGUGCCGUAUUGAACCCUAUCCCGAUGCUACCAUGAAAGUCGAGUGGUUCCAUAAUGGACAACCACUUUCCACAGGACACAGAUACAGAACAACAUGUGACUUUGGAUUCGCGGCUUUAGACGUUUUGACUGUCUAUGCUGAAGAUUCCGGCACGUACACUUGCAAAGCCACCAAUAGACUUGGCUCGGCUCAGAGCUCUAUUGAGCUUUCUGUUAAAUCUCGAGCUUCCAUCAUAAAUGAGACUCAGCACGAAAGCGCUUUGAAGAAGAUUCAGUACUUGGAAGAUGACUCGCGAUUCAAGCGAAUUGAGCGCGACGAGUCAUUUGUCGCAGAGAAACCCAAAUUCGGAAGACCUUUGAAGAACAUCGAGCACUUGCCUGAGGGCAAGAGUGCUCAUUUAGAAGCGACAUUGACUCCAGUCAACGAUCCUACCAUGGUCGUAGAGUGGUACAGAGAUGGAAAUCCAAUUCCACAGGGUCAUAAAUUCAAAACAACUUACGACUUUGGUUACGUCGCUCUGGAUAUUCUUUAUGCUUAUCCUGAAGACUCUGGUACUUAUAUGUGUAAAGCUAAGAAUGCCGUUGGAGAAGCUGUUACCACUUGUGUCAUCAGUGUUGAUUCUAAACAAGGUUUGUAUCUGGAAACUCUGGAUGCUCAGCGUCUAGAACAAAUCCGUAAGUUAGAGACCGUUGAAGUAAAAGAAGUUGCUGAGAAAGAAGUUAUCUAUCAGAAGCCAGUGUUCCUGACUGCGUUGAGCAACUUGGAUCAUCUUAAAGAAGCUGAGCACGCUCACCUUGAGUGCAGAGUUGAGCCUAUCAACGAUCCGAACCUCAAGAUCGAGUGGUUUGUCAAUGGCAAAGCGGUUAGAACUGGACAUCGUUUCCGUACGACUCAUGACUUUGGUUACGUCGCAUUGGAUAUUCUCUACGCUUAUUCUGAGGACUCUGGUACCUACAUGUGCAAAGCAACGAAUCUCGCUGGAGAAGCUGUCAAUACUUGUACAAUUCGUGUUGGCUCACGUCGUAGCAUUCUCUUUGACACUCAGCAUCCAGAUGGAUUGGAAAAAAUCCGUGAACUUGAAGCUCAAGGACAUCCAGCUCGACUUGAAGUUGAAGAGCCGCCAGUAUUCCCACCGCGAUUUGUUACAGAGUUACGCGGUACCACGGAAAUUUAUGAAGGACAGACGGCACACUUUGAGUGUCAAGUAGAACCUCUGCAUGACGCAAAUCUCCGAAUUGAAUUCUAUCACAAUGGCAAGCCAUUACCAUCAGCUUCACGUUUCCAUGUGACCUUUGACUUUGGUUAUGUCGCAUUGGACAUUACUCAUGGAGUACCAGAAGAUGCUGGUGAAUAUUCCGUCAAAGCUAUCAACGCUCUUGGUCAAUGUACUUCUACUAUCAGUUUGAAAGUCAUUCCACGCGAGAGUAUUAUCAUGGAUACACAACGUCCAGAAGGAUUGGACAAGAUCCGUGAAUUGGAGUCUGCUCAACCAUGGAAACGUCCCGAAGUAUCUGAACCAGUGACUAGACAACGUCCAGUAUUCACUCAACCGCUUCAAAAUAUCGACGCUGUACCGGAAGGAGAAACUGCGCACUUCGAAUGCCGUCUCAUCCCAGUUGGUGAUCCGACAUUGAAGGUAGAAUGGUUCAGAAAUGAAAAACCACUUGGAGAUAGUUCUCGAAUUACUAAAGUCCAUGACUUUGGAUACGUAUCAUUGGACAUAAAACAUGUUCGUGAUGAAGACGAUGGCGUGUACAUGUGCCGAGCUUCUAAUCCACUUGGUGAAGCUGUCACUACUGCAUCAAUGAAAGUAAAAACUAAAGCAAGUAUCCAAUUGGAAAGUCAACACCCUGAAGCUCAGAAACGAAUUGCUCAGUUGGAAGCCGAUAAACCCGGACGUGCUGACGAACCAGACAAAGUCUUCGACAAACCGAUAUUUACACAACUUCUUACAGGACCCAACGAACUCUGGGAAGGUCAAGUUGCUCGCUACGAAUGCCGAGUUGUACCAGUCGGUGAUCCGAGUUUAAGAUUCGAGUGGUAUGUGAAUGGCGUAGAACUUAAAAUGGGUUCUCGCUACCACGUCAGCCACGAUUUUGGUUUUGUUACCCUAGACAUUUUGAAAGUAAUUUCAGAAGACUCGGGUGUCUACUCAUGCAAAGCUAUCAACAACGCCGGUGAAGCUGUGUCAUCAAUUUCACUGAAAGUUAAAGCACGUUCAGCCAUUGAAAAGGAUGCUAUUCAACCUGAUGCUUGGCAGAAGAUCCAACUGAAAGAAGCUGAAAUGAAUAAAGUACCAGAGAUGUUUGUAGAUACUACACCUCAACAAGCGCCAGUAUUUACUACACACUUGAAGAGCUACGACAAACUCCAAGAAGGUCAGCAUGUUUACUUAGAAGCUCAAGUUGAGCCUCGAGCUGAUCCAAACUUACGCACCGAGUGGUUCAAGAAUGGAGUACCACUUCAAACUGGUACUCGACUACGCAGUACCUUUGACUUUGGUCUCGUAACUCUUUCAAUCAACGGUCUCAGAGCUGAUGACUCUGCUUUAUACACCUGCAGAGCCACAAAUCUUCUUGGUGAAGCUGUAUCCACUUGCAGUUUGAAGAUCGACGACCGCCACUGGCUUCUAGGAGAUACUCUUCAUCCUGACGCUCUCUCGAAGAUCGAUGCACUCGAACAACCAAUGGCUCCGACUCCAGAACGUCCAGAGCCUACGUACGAAGAGCCAGUGUUCAUCACUCACUUGAACAACGUAGAGUGCACUGAAGGAGACAACGUUCACUUUGAGUGCAAUGUCGAGCCCUCCAAAGACCCAACAAUGAAGAUCGAGUGGUUCUUGAAUGGCAAAGCAUUGCCAACUGGUGCUAGAUACAAGACCAUCUACGACUUUGGCUACGUCGCCAUGGACUUAGUCCACGCUUACGAAGAAGACUCUGGCAUGAUUACAGUCAAAGCUACGAACUCUAAAGGAUCAGCUCAGACAAGUGGAACAUUAAAAUGCACGAGCAAACAGAAUAUUUACCUUCAAACUCAACAUCCUCAAGGUCCAGCAGGUCUUGAAAAAGUCCAAGAGGUUGAUGAAGCCUUCCAAUCAAAGUCCAAGAGGCCUGACGAUGCUCCUGAGCCGCAAUAUCCCAAACCUAUUUGGACAGUACCUCUUCAGCCAGAAUUCAAACUCGGAGAAGCUGAACCUCUUCAUCUAGAAGGUCAAGUUGAACCUAAAGACGAUCCUAAUUUGAAAAUUGAGUGGUACUUCAAUGGCAAAGCUCUGGAGCACGGAUCUAGGUUCAAGAUGACCAGUGACUUCGGUUUCGUUACUUUAGAUCUCACUGAUGUCUAUGAUCGAGACUCGGGAAUUUAUAGUUGCAAAGCUUACAACAAAGCUGGAGAAGCUUUUACAGCAACAACCAUUUACUGCUCGACCAAGGAAAAUAUCAUUGAACGGUCUCAGCAUCCUAAAGGAAAAGAAGGAUUAGAAGCAAUCCAAGAUCUUGAAGAGUCAUUGAAGAGACCCGAUGGAAAACCAGCAGAAGCUGAAGAAGGUCAUCCUCCAGUAUUUACAUCACAGUUUGAGACCUUGACCAACUUAUCUGAAGGAGAGAUCGCUCAUUUCGAAGCUUCACUGACACCAACAGGUGAUCAGACAAUGGUAGUCGAGUGGUUCUACAACGGAAAAGCUCUAGAAGCUAGCCAUAGAAUUAGAACUGUCUAUGCCUUUGGUAUGGUCGUUCUCGAAGUUCUUGGCACAAAGAUCGAAGACUCUGGAACUUAUUCCUGCAGAGCAACGAACAAAUGGGGACAAGCUGAGAUUUCUGUGAAUCUAGAAUGCGUUGACAAGUCCAAAGGACAGAAACCCAAGUUUACAACUCACAUUCAGUCGUUGGAAGGCUUGAAAGAUGGUCAGUCAGUACACUUCGAAUGUACUCUGAUUCCUGUAGGUGAUCCUCACAUGAAGGUCGAGUGGUUCCACAAUGGACAGCCAUUGAGACACUCAUCACGUUUCAAGAUGGUCUCGGACUUUGGAUUUGUCGUGAUGGACAUAGCUGGAGUGAUGUCUCAUGACAGCGGAGAGUAUGUGUGCAAAGCCAGUAACAAGUUCGGUGAAGAUUUUACCAAAGCAACCAUCAAGUGUUUCGGAAAGAGCGGAGUUUAUCUUGACUCUCUUCAACCCGACUCAUUGGCAAGAAUCCGUGAGCUUGAAGCUUACGGAGGUGACCAGCCAGCUGCUCCAUCAACUCCAGUAGCAGAGCCACCGAAAUUCAUCACUCAAAUUACAGACAUCACUAAACUGGUCGAAGGACAAUCAGCUCACUUCGAAGCUCGACUUACUCCGGUCACUGAUCCAGACCUCAAGGUUGAGUGGUAUUACAAUGGCAAGAAACUUCCUCAUGGUCAUCGUUAUAGAACUUUCCACGACUUUGGUAUUGUCAUCUUGGACAUUCUUUACUGCUAUGAAGAAAACUCUGGUGUCUAUGAAUGCCGAGCUGUCAACAAAUACGGAGAGGACUCGACAAAAGCCACUCUCAAGUGCAUGUCCAAAGCUAGUCUUAUUUUAGAGUCUCAGUUACCAAAGGGCAUGGAGAAAGGUCUUGAGAAAAUUCAAACUCUCGAAGACUCGAUGAUUAAAACGAAGGAUGAAAAGAUCACUGAAGAACGUGGCAAAGCUCCAGUAUUUACUGUUCCUCUCAGCAACAUCGAUGGACUUCGCGAAGGCGAGAGUGCUCACUUCGAAGCACGUUUGACGCCGACAGACGAUCCUAGACUAAAAGUCGAGUGGUUCUGGAACGGAAAACCACUUAAAACUGGUUCACGUUUCCGUACAUUCUGCGACUUUGGCUUUGUCAUCUUGGAAAUUUCGCCUAUUUAUCCUGAAGACUCUGGAGAAUACAGCUGCCGUGCUACCAAUGACUACGGAGAGGCAGUAACCAGUUGUACAAUGAAGUGCACUGGAAAACGAAGUAUCAUCUUGGAAUCCCAACUACCCAAAGGCAUGGAAAGUACCAUCGAUAAGAUUGCGGAACUAGAAGGUCUUGGAGGUGAACCAGGUCAAGUAAUUCCCGAUGAUGAUACCGGACGUCCACCUGAAUUUAUUACAACUCCAUCGGACUUGACAUUGAGCGAAAAUUCUCUUGCUCACUUCGAAUGCCGUCUUCUGCCGGUAAAUGACUCCAGUAUGCGAGUCGAAUGGUUCCACAACGGGAAAGCGCUUAACGCAGGUUCACGUAUCAAGACCAUUCAUGACUUUGGAUUCGUUAUUCUUGAAAUAGCCAAUUGUUACCAACGAGAUUCAGGUCUGUACACAUGCAAAGCAACCAACCGUCAUGGAGAAGCCACCGUGUCAUGUAAAUUCCAAGUACGCGGUCGUCAAGGUAUUAUUUUAGAGCCACAAUUACCUACAAACUUUAAAUCUGGAACAGAGAGCAUCCAGAAGCUUGAGGAAGCUUUGUACAAGAAGGACGAAAUUCUUGCUGAAGAGGAAAAACCCAAUCCUCCGAGAUUUACUGUCGAAUUAAAAGAUAUCGAAGUUGAAGAGUCUGAAUCAACUCACUUUGACUGUCGCGUAGAACCUGUGGGAGAUCCAACGAUGCGUAUCGAUUGGUUCCAUAAUGGACGACCAUUUGCAACUGGUUCUCGUGUUCAUAUGAUCAAUGAUUUCGGAUUCAUAUCUUUGGAUAUGUCUUACACUUAUGCGAGAGACAGCGGUGAAUAUGUUUGCCGUGCUACCAACAAAUGGGGAUCAACAACUACCAAAGCAACCAUCACUUGCAAGUCCAAAAAAAAUGUUGACUGUGACUCGCAACUUCCAUCUGGAAUGAGUGGAGAAAAAUUGAAAGAACUGGAACGUGGACCUAUCAGUGAACCACCGCCUGUUGAAGAACUACCGCGUGUUCCACCAAAGUUCAUUACUCAAAUUCAGUCAGCAACUGUCGAAGAGUCUGAGCCGGUGAGAUUUGAAUGCCGCGUUGAGCCAAAGGAAGAUCCGACUCUGCGCAUCGAGUGGUGGAGAAACGGUAAAUUGAUACCAGCUGGUCACAGAUACCGCGCUGUCUACGACAUGGGAUUCGUAUCCAUGGACAUUCUUUACGUCUAUCCCGAAGACUCUGGCGAGUACGUUUGUCGCGCUAUUAACAAUUAUGGAGAAGAUUCAACACGUGCUUCAGUGUCCUGCAAAACUCUACCCAGCAUUAUUCUUCAAAACCAAGUGCCCAGAGGUAUGAAGAGAUCUGAAACAUUGAUGCAGAUGGAAGCAACUAUCAAGAAAUACACUUCGGAAGUUCAUCUAACAGAAGAUGACCUCUAUGAUGCUGAGAAACGUCAGCCUCCGCGAUUCGUCACCCAGAUAGAGAAUCAAACUGAGCUCGUAGAGAUGAACAGCGCGAAAUUCGAGUGUCAAUUAGCACCUGUAGGUGAUCCUAAUAUGAAAGUCGAGUGGUUCUUCAAUGGCAAACCACUGCAUCAUAAAAAUAGAUUCCAGCCAAUUUACGAUUUCGGUUACGUUGCUAUGAACUUCGGUUGGGUUUAUCCAGAAGACAGUGGAGAAUACUUGUGCCGUGCAACGAAUCUCUAUGGAAUGGAUGAAACCAAAGCUAUCAUCAAGACUUCUGGUAAACCUGGAAUUGUCUACGAGUCUCAACUUCCUAAGGGUAUGAAGAGUAUCGAGAUGAUCCGUGAAAUGGAAGCUGCUUGGCAAGUAGCACCUGAAGAAGAAGUUGAAGAAGACAAACCUCGUACAGCUCCAGUGUUUGUAAGUAAACCUGAGCCAGUAGAAGUUGAAGAAUCUGACUGGUCAAGAUUCUGUUGUCGUGUAACUGGUCAUCCUAAACCACGGGUGAUGUGGCUGAUUAACAAUCACACUGUUGUCAAUGGCAAUCGUUACAAGCUCACUUAUGAUGGAAUGUAUCACCUGGACAUUCCUAAAACCCGUCAGUACGAUCACGGAAAGGUCGAGGUAAUCGCUAGAAGCUCAUUGGGAGAAGCUAGAUGCGAGACCACUUUGACAGUCAAACAACGUAGCGAUGAUUACCGCAGUGUCUUGAAGAAUUCACCGAGACCUUGGUACGAUAUUGGUCUGGCUCAGUAUCAAUCAGAGCGUCAGGAUACUGAGUUGGAGCGGGUAUUUGAUGAGAGACACCACAAUGUUUCUCAAGGGGUUGGAAUAGCAACAGAACAUCAUGGCCAGAAGGUUUACAAAGAGCCAGAGACUGAAUGGCAGAAAUCUAUAAAAACUAAGAAAAAUGAGGAGGGUUAUUACAGCAAAUUGAUGAAUCUUGAAGAAGAACAACUGCUCAAAGAAGCGAGAUUGAGAGAAAGUACUCAUCAGUUUGCUAUACCGGGUGAUAAAGUUGUCAGCCACUCAGUCGCCAAGGGAAUGGCACAGAAAUAUCAAGAUAGUUUACAAACGACAACUCAAGAUACUACAGUAGUCCAACCACCGCCAAGACCAGUCAAAAGAUUUACUACCGAAGUUGACAUUGACUCUGAAAGAAUAAAAGAAAGUGGAAAAUAUCCACCAGGUCCUACUGAAUCAGCAGUUCAUGGUCGUGAAGUUCAUGUAGCGAAAUCUAAACAAACGCAAAAGGAAACCAAAGGUGAUACGGAAAUCACGAGAAAAAUUACGGCAACUGAGACAACGGAAGUUGAACACAAAGCUAAAACUCAGGAACGCGUAGUUCAGGGUCAAGUUAAACCAGCAGUGCCACCAGUGUUUACUAAAAAGAUCCAACCGUGUCGAGCAUUCGAGCAAGAGCAAGCGAGAUUUGAAGUCGAGUUCGAUGGUGAUCCAUUACCAACAAUAAAAUGGUACCGUGAAGACUUCCCGAUUCAGAAUUCAUCUGACCUUCAGAUCUACACAUUCAGCACCAAGUCUGUGCUGAUUGUUCGUCAAGUAUUUAUGGAAGACUCGGGAGUAUUUUCAGUAGUCGCUGAAAAUCGUGGCGGCAAAGCUAAAUGCAGUGCUAACUUAGUUGUUGAAGAAAGAAGACGUCAGCCUGGAAGAGGUGGAAUUGUCCCGCCUAGUUUCUUGACAACUAUUCAAAGUACAUCAGUACCAACUGGACAACUCGCUAGAUUUGACGCUAAAGUCAGCGGUACCAAACCUCUUGACGUUUAUUGGCUAAAGAAUGGUAAGAAAAUUACAACAGACAUAAGAUACAAAACUCUGGAAGAAGACAACACUUACACGCUUUUAAUUUUGGAAGCGGUACCAGAAGACACUGCUAAAUAUGAAUGUGUAGCAAUAAACAGUGCUGGAGAAGCACGUUGCGAAGCUGAGUGUAAUGUUCACGGUGCUGAGUCACCAUCAUCAUUGAAACCAUCGAAGCCAUCAACACCCGGAGUUGAAAAAGCACCGGCUGUUCUUGAGCCACUCAAAGAUCAAACGAUCAAAGAAGGCGCAGCUGUUGCAUUUGCAUGCAAGAUCAAUGGCAAGCCGAUUCCUACUGUGCAGUGGAAGAAAGGAGACAAGAUUAUCAAACCCUCUAAAUACUUCCAAAUGCAAAAAGAAGGGGAUCGCUGUACCUUGAGGAUUUCUGAAGCUUUCCCAGAGGAUGAGGGCGUAUACAAAUGUAUCGCUAAGAAUCCUGUUGGUGAAGUAACGACAUCGGCUAAUCUUCGAGUAUUAGCACCUGACAGUACAGACGUUUUGCCAAAAUUAACACCUUUGAAGGAUCAAAUUGUUAUGGAAGGACAACCAGCUCAAUUUAAAACUCAAAUUAGUCCACCGAAACUUAAACCAACUGUCCAAUGGUACCGUGAAGGUGCAUUAAUUCCUCAAUCUCCUGAUUUUCAGAUGAUUCAUGAAGGUAAUAACGCAGUUCUUCUUAUCGCAACAACGUAUGAGGAAGACUCAGGAGUUUUUACUUGUCGUGCGACAACUUCUGCUGGCACUGUGGAAACGUCAGCUAAGCUCAUCGUAAAAAAAAGAAAAGGUGUUUAUUAUGAGACAGUAGCACCCGAAGAAGUGGGACCAGGUAAUAAAACGGGUAAACAACCGACUUUAGGUACAAGUGUUGGCGGUUUAGAUAAACCAGGAUUUAAAUAUGGAAAACCGGAUGAGGAAGUUGUCGAGUUGGAUGAAGAAGGAGUGCCGAUUGGUACUCCAUUGCAACCUGGAGAUGAAUCUCUAUCUUGGAGACGAGGUAGAGUUGUUCAUCGUGCACGUCCGAUGCAAAUAACACCUUGGAGAUCAACGAAACCCACAACUCGCGAUGUUUCGCUUGAUAAACUUCAGGCUCGUGCGGUUCCUGAGGUAAAACCUUGGACUGAGGAAGAAGUUGUGCUGAAGAAAGCGCCUCAAGUUAUACGAGAAAUUCCGCGGGAAAAAUUGGAAGAAGUUGAAUUAAAGGCUUCGAAAAUAGAGAAAAAGGAAUUGGUUAAAGAAACACUUGAGACUGUGGAGUUGAAGCCGGUUGUCAAAGAUACGAAGGAAGAUAAAAUAUUAGAAAGGCUUUUACGUGAAGAAUAUGUUGAAGAAGAAGACACAUCAUUUCUUGAUGUAUCACGCAGUGAGAAGAUUGAUGUCAGUCAAAAGAUAAAACCGUGGACUGAAGAAAAAGUUGAACUGAAGCCUUCUAAACCAGUGCGCCAAGAAAUUCCGAAAGAAACUGUCGAAGAGGUUCAAUUAAAACCGGCAAAGCCUGAGAGAAAAGAAAUAGAAAAACCUUCUUUGGAGAAGGUUGAUUUAAAACCUGUUACUAAAGUUACUAAAGAAGUUAAAUUGACUGAUAGAAAAAUAACAGAAACUGGUGAGUUUGUCGAAGAAGAAGACUCGGCUUUUCUUGAUAGAUCAGAAAAAGUUGAAGUAUCGAUUGGAAGCAUACCUCAAACGAAACCAUGGACUGAAGAAAAGAUAUCGUUGAAAAAGUCUAAACCAAUUAAGAAAGAAAUACCGAGGGAAUCUAUUGAACCGGUUGAAUUAAAACCUGCUAGACCGGAAAAACGAGAUAUAAGGAAGCCGAGCAUCGAAAAAGUCGAAUUGAGGCCCGUUACUAAGGACGUUAUUGAUGAACGAAGUUUGACUUCAGAAUAUUAUGAAGAAGAUGAUUCUUCGUUGAUGGAAGUUUCGGAAAUAUCUGAGGAUAUAUCUAUUAGGAGAGUAAGAAGACCUGAGAGACAGGAAUUAGUUCAAGAACGUCCAGAUCAACCAAAACCGUGGACUGAAGAGAAGAUAGCCUUGAAAAAGUCAAAACCGGUACGUAAAGAAAUUCCUAAAGAGAGUCUUGAGACAGUGGAGCUCAAGCCAACGAAAGUUGAGAAAAAAGAAAUAAGAAAAUUGAGCAUUGAUAAAGUUGAACUGAAACGAGUCACUCAAGAAGUUGAUACGAAAAUAAGUAACACUAGUGAUUAUGUCACAGAAGAAGAUACUACACUGUUAGAAAUUUCUGAAGAUGUAUCAAUUACGAAAGUGAAGCGACCUAAACAAGAAAGAACUGAAGUAUCUGUUGGUAAAGUGGAUGAAGUCAAGCCGUGGACAGAUGAAAGAAUAUCUUUAAAGCCUUCGAAACCUAUCAGAAAGGAAGUAGUUAAAGAAACGAUUGAAACAGUCGAGCUAAAGAAAGCUAAACCUGAGAAGAAAGAAAUAAGAAAGUUGAGUAUUGAACAGGUUGAUUUAAAACCAGUUACUAAGGAUGUAGUUAUUGAAAAAACUGAAACAACUACAGCUGAUUAUCGUAUUGAAGAAGACACUAGUCUAUUAGACGUCUCUAGAAAUGAGAGAGUUGAGAUUCAACGAAAACCCGAAGGUCCAAAACCAUGGACUGAAGAGAAGAUUUCAUUGAAAAAAUCUGUGCCUGUUAGAAAAGACGUACCGAAAGAGACAUUAGAAACUGUGGAAUUAAAACCUACGAAGUUUGAUCAGAAAGAAGUUAAGACAGUCGAGAAAACUGAAUUGAAAAGAGUAGUUAAAGAUACUGAAGACGUUGUGACGGAAAAAUAUGUCGAAGAAGAUGUAACAACUAGAUUAGAUGUUUCUAAGGUCGAAAAGGUUGAAACGAAUUUGAGUAGACCUGAUCAACCAAAACCGUGGACUGAACAAAUAGUAACGUUGAAGAAAUCAAAGCCGAUACAAAAAGAAAUUGUUAAGGAGACACUUGAGACUGUUAAGCUUAAGCCGUCGAGACCACAGAAGACGGAAGUGGUAAAAGAAAGCUUAGAAACUGUAGAACUGAAACCUGUGAAGAAAGAAGUUGCUACGAAAGAAGACAAAAUUGUUACAGAUACUAGAACUACAUUUGUUGAAGAAGAAGAUACGAAUUUGAUCAAGGUUACGAGAGAUGAAGUCACUGUUGAGGAUCGAAAAACUGAAGAAACAAAAAUUUCAUGGAGAAUGGGUAAAAAGAAGCCAUCUGAGAUGCCUUAUAGAGAAGAAGAAGACACUCAACUUCUUCAAGUUGAUAAAACGGAAGAAGUUACUGAAACACAAAAACGAACUGAAGAGGUUCCGGUACCUUGGGCUCGUGGAAAGAAAGUUAAAGAAUUAAAACCUGAAAAAGUGACGGAAGAAAAAGUGGAAGAGAAGCCCGAAGAAGUUUCACAGGUUCCCUGGUUACGUGGAAAGAAAGAUAAAAAGAAACCUGAAUUAGUUCCUCAAGCGGUUCAACCUGAAAAAGAUAAACCUGAAGAAGUUGAAGAGACGGCGGUUUCUUGGAGAAGAGAAAAGAAGAAGCCGAAAGAAGUUGUAAGUAAGGUUGAACAGGUUGAGCAAGAAGAUACAACUUUACUUAAAGUAGAUAAGACUGAAGAAGUAACUGAGAAGAAAGAGGAAGUUGCUGUUCCUUGGUUAAGAGGAAAGAAAAAACCUAAAGAAGUACCGCUCAAACCGGAAGAAGUUAAGCCAGAGGAAGUUAAACCUGAAGAAGAACAACCUUCAGAGACUUCUCAGUUGCCAUGGAUGCGUAAAAAGCCUCGUCAAGUUAUCGAGAAGAAAGAAGAACACAUUGAGGAUAUUAAAUCUGUGUCUUUGAAACCUGUUAAACGUGAAAAGAAACCAGAAGAAAGAGAAGAAAAGGAAGAAAUUACACUAAAACCUGUUAAACGUCUUCCGAAAGAAGAAGAAAUUACAGAAGAGAUUAAAUUAAAACCUGUUCCGAAGGAAAAGCCUGAAGUUGUUCCUCAAAAGGUAAAAGAACAACCUGAAGAAGAAAAGCCGUCAGAAACUUCUCAAGUACCGUGGCAACGCAAACCAAAAGUACAAAAGGUCAAGAAGACUGUGUCGAUCGAAGAAAAACCUGAAGAAGUUGUUGAAGAAGUUAAAGAGGUAUCGGAGGUACAAAUAACUCAAUUAAAACCAAAAAAAGUUGUUGAAAAGACUGUAAUUAAAGAAGCUGAGGUCGAAGAUUGGAAAUCUGUUAGUUUAAAACCAGCUCGGCGUGUUCAGAAGCCUGAAGAACGUGAAGAAAAGGAAGAAAUUACCUUAAAACCUGUGAAACGUCUUCCGAAAGAAGAAGAGACAAAGGAAGAAAUAAAAUUGAAACCUGUUCCGAAAGAAAAACCUGAAGUCGUGCCUCAGAAGAUUGAAGAGAAGCCUAAAGAAGAUAAACCUUUAGAAACAUCCGAGGUUCCUUGGCAACGCAAACCAAAAGUUCAAAAGGUUACAAAGACCGUAUCGGUUGAAGAAAAGCCGGAAGAAGCAGUUGAAGAAGUCAAAGAGGUUUCAGAGGUACAGAUAACUCAAUUAAAACCGAAGAAAGUUGUUGAAAAGACUGUAAUUAAAGAAGCUGAAGUUGAAGAUUGGAAAUCUGUCAGUUUGAAAUCAACAAGGCGUGUUCAGAAGCCUGAGGAACGUGAAGAGAAGGAAGAGAUUACGUUGAAACCUGUUAAACGUAUUCCCAAAGAAGAAGAAACAAAGGAAGAGAUUAAAUUAAAACCUGUUCCGAAGGACAAGCCCGAAGUUGUUCCUCAAAAGGUAAAAGAACAACCUGAAGAAGAAAAGCCGUCAGAGACUUCUGAAGUACCUUGGCAACGCAAACCAAAAGUACAAAAGGUUAAGAAGACAGUGUCGAUCGAAGAAAAACCUGAAGAGGUUGUGGAAGAAGUUAAAGAAGUGUCGGAACUUGAAAUAACUCAAUUAAAACCUAAGAAAGUCGUUGAAAAGACUGUGAUAAAAGAAGCUGAGGUCGAAGAUUGGAAAUCUGUCAGUUUGAAACCAUCUAAGCGUGUUCAGAAACCUGAAGAGCGUGAAGAUAAAGAAGAAAUUACGUUAAAACCCGUGAAACGUCUUCCAAAAGAAGGAGAAACGAAGGAAGAAAUUAAACUCAAACCCAUUCCUAAAAAAGAAAAAUCUGCAGAAGAUAAACCUGAAGAAGAACUUCAACCAAAGAAAGUAGAAGAAGUUCCUAAGGAAAUUCCUGAAGAAAAAACUCAACUCCCAUGGAUACGUGGAAAGAAAAAGCCUAAAGUCCUGGAGUCUCCUGAUGAAAAGAAACCCGAAGAAGUUCCUAAACAGCUUUCAGAAGAGACAACUGAAGAAGUUGAAAAAACACAGGUGACUUGGAGAAGGCCAAGAAAAGAAAAACCUGAAGAAGCUAAACCUGAAGAGGUUACAUUAAAACCAGUGCAACGGCUUAAACCAGAAGAAGAAAAACCGGAAGAAGUUAAAUUGAAACCAGUUCAACGGCCUAAACCAGAAGAAGAAAAGCCUGAAGAGGUUAAACUAAAGCCCAUUCCAAGAAAACCAAAACCAGAGGAAGAAAAGCCUGAAGAAAUUAAAUUAAAACCAGUUCAACGGCCUAAACCUGAAGAAGAGAAACCUGAAGAGGUUAAACUAAAACCCAUUCCAAGAAAACCUAAACCAGAGGAAGAAAAGCCUGAAGAAAUUAAAUUAAAACCAGUUCAACGUCCUAAGCCUGAAGAAGAGAAACCUGAAGAGGUGAAAUUGAAACCCAUUCCAAGGAAGCCGAAAGCAGAAGAAGAGAAGCCAGAAGAAGUAACUUUGAAACCUGUCAAAGUUCCUGAAAAAUUAGAACAACCGGAAGAAGAAACCCCUGAACAAGUAUCCUUAGCUCCUUGGAAACGCGGCAAGAAACCAAAGAAAGAGAUUGUACCUCAAGAAGUUGUCCCAGAAAUUAAACCUAAAGAAGUGCCCGAGAAGGUCGUGGAAGAAGAAAUAAUUACAACUAUACGAACAGAAAAGAAACCUAGAAAAACGAAAAACGUAGAAUUUAAAGAAGAAGUCGAAGUAGUUUCGAUAGACCAACAGGAAGUGAUUCAUGAGGAACAAGAAAUUCAGCAAGUAGAGGUACUUCAACCUGAACAAGUAACUCAAACUGAAGACCAAGUUGAUGAGGUUAAAGAAGUCACUGAAGUGUCUUGGAGAAAAACAAAGAAAACUAAACCAAAGAAACCUGAAGAAGCACCAGUACAAGUUCCUCAACCAGUUGAAGAACAAGAAAAAAUCGUUGAAGAAAAGACUGAAGAAACGAUUACCCUCAAACGAGGUAAGAAGAUCGUUAAACCUGAAGAAGAAAAGCCUGAGCAAGUUGUUCUUAAGCCAGUUAAACGUGAUACGAUUCCCGAGGAGAAGGAAAAAGAGGAAGUUCAGCUAAAACCGACUCCUAAGAAAGAAAAGCCUAAAGAGACUGAGCUUAAGCCUUUGGAAGCAAAACCAAUUCCAGAGAAGCCUGAAGAAACAACAGAAAAAACUACUCAAGACGUGACGAUAACAAAGAAGAAGAAGACAGUAACAGUAGCCGAAAAGGCUGUAGAGAUUCAAGAAGAAAAAGUAGAAGAACGUCGUCCAAUGGAAGUAGAUAUCAUCACUCAAAAACGCGAAGAUACCGUCGAAGAAGUAGAGCGUACUGAAAAACGUACACGAAGACAAAAAAUAAAAAUGGACAUUCCAAUUCCCGAUAAAGAUGUAGCGCCAAGAUUUAUUCAAAAACUUCAGCCAGUAAUAGCCGAAGCAAAUAAACCAGCUAAAUUCACUUGUACCGUAGUCGGACACCCAACACCCGCAAUUACCUGGUACCGAAAUGAACAAGAACUUCAUGCUACUGAAAAAUACAUCAUGACUGUUGUUGAAACAACCGCAUCUUUAGAAAUUAUCGAGGUCACUGAAGAAGAUGUAGGAAUGUAUACAUGCCGAGCUUCAAAUCCCGCCGGCAAUGCCUUCUCAACAGUCAAUCUCGUCAUCUUUGAAAAAGAAGAAGAAGGAGUAGCUCCACACUUCGCAACACCAAUAAAGCCUCUCAUGGUCCAAGAACACCAACCAGCGACUUUGGAAUGCGUCGUUACAGGUACUCCAGCACCGGAAGUUAAGUGGUACCGCAAAGAAAAAGAAAUCAAACCUAAAAAGGGUACUGAGAUAACGUUUAAUCCAGAAACUGGUGAAGCUAAGUUGACAAUUAUUGAACCAAUGCCCGAAGACGAGACAAUUUAUCGUGUCCGAGCGGUCAAUAAAUUUGGACGAGCUGAAUGCCGUGCCAAUUUACUUAUCAGCAACGCGGCUGUUGUUACCAAACCUGAAGUAAUGCAUGCGCCCAGAAUCACUAAACCAGUUCCUGCUUUGAUUGCAACCAAGAGUAAGCCUUUAGUACUGACUGCAGAGUUCGAAAGCACACCUAAGCCUGAAGUUAAAUGGUUCAAAAAUGGUGUAGAGUUAGCUCCGACCGAUAAUCGAGUCAUCACGAUUUACGAAAAUACUUCGGAGUUAACAAUUUCUGAUGUUACAAAGAAGGAUUCCGGAAAGUAUGAAAUCCGAGUACAAAAUCCCGUGGGCGAAGCAAGAAGCUCUGGGUCUGUGACUGUAAGAGACCGCGAAGAAGUUAUUGAUGAGACUGAAGACAGACCAAAAGCUCCAUGGUUUGUCAAACCACUGCGACCUCAAAUUGUUAGCGUCGGAGAAGUCGUUAUCAUGGAGGCCGUUGUUGACUCCUAUCCUACUGCAUCAUUCCAAUGGUUCCAUGACACUAAACCUCUAGAAUCUUCUCCAGCAGUGAGGAUUGUCACUAAAGAAAACAGAUCAGUAUUGCUGGUCAAAGAGAUCAAACCAGAAGAAGCCGGUGGUUACACUUGCAGAGCUGAGAAUGUCAUCGGCUCGGUUACAUGCACAGCCAGUGUUAAUAUAAUGGAAACCACCUGGGAAGAAACAACCGAACUGAUAUCACCGACGUUCGUUAAAAAGCUUUCACCAGUACGGGUGAUGGAUGGCGAGAGCGUUGAUCUAACCUGCACCGUCAAAGGCAAACCAACGCCUAAAAUUCACUGGUACCACGAUGACAAGCCCAUCAAAGAAGGCAAAGAGAUUACUAUUCUACAGGACACUGAAGGGGUCUGUAGUCUUGCUAUCACUGAAGUAUUUCCGGAAGAUGCUGGAGAGUACACUUGUCGCGCUGUUAAUCCCGUUGGCGAGGCUGUUUGUACUACGUCACUUGUUGUUGAAGCGUACGAGUAUGUUCCGGACUCAGAGAUUGCUUCUUCAGCAGUUGCUGGAUCACUUAUAAGUGGCUCUGAGGAAGACUUACUAUCUCCAAAGGAGGCCCCUCUAUCAGACACCGAUACAGAGGAAUCAGCACCGGAGAUAAUUAAAACACUUCCUCAGUUAAUUCCAGCGAAAGAUGGAGAAUUGACUCGAUUGGAAGUAAAAGUGAAAGGUAAACCAAAGCCAGAAGGUAAAUGGUACAAACAAGGUAUUGAAAUAAAAUCAUCAGAAGAAUUCCAAAUAGAAGAGUUUGAAGAUGGGACAUCUGUAUUAACAAUUGCUGAGACUUACCCUGAUGAUACUGGAGAAAUUGUCUUCGAAGCACUCAAUCCUCUGGGUGUUUCCACUACCACAGCAUAUUUGUCCGUAGAAGGAAUCCUUGGAACAAAAGAAUACAGAAAACCAGAAUGGGUAACGCAAAUGGAAGAGAUGCAAGAAGCAUUGCGAGCUAGUCAACAGGUUCCGCGAUUCAUUCAAGAGAUAACUGACAUUUAUACAGAAGCUGGUCAAAAAGUUGUUUUCGAAACAAUUUAUUCAGGACAUCCAGCUCCAGUGGUCGUAUGGUUCAAAGAUGAUAAAAUGAUUGCGAGUACAAAGAACGUUAAGGUGAGACUUAAUGAAGAAGAAAAGAAGACAUCAGUUAUGAUUUUACAUGCUACUCCUGAGGACGAAGGAACUUACGUUUGCAAAGCUACUAGUGACAUUGGAUUAGCAACAACGAAAGCUAAAUUACGAGUAUCUGGUACUUAUGAAGCUGGCGAUGAUAACUGGGAGGUUGAAGAGCAGCCAGAAGAAGUUCCUGAAGAAAAGCCGAAGAGGAAGAAGAGAUUGGAGAUGAAGAGAGCUAAAGAAACUAAAGAGAAAAUGAAAGCUCUCAAAGUUAGAGUUGAAAAAAGAAAGGAUGCGCUCAAGGAGAAAGCAACGGCCAGUGAACAGCCUGAUGAUAAGAGCAUCGUAGACGUGGAAGAGACGCAAGUUCUUGAGUCUACAGACGUAAUUGAACAUGAAGCAUUCGAAACAACUAAGGCACAUCGUGUUAUCUCGGUACAGGAGCCAGUAAUAACGGAAGCAACAGCUUCAUUGAAGAAAGUUGACGAAAAAUCACAAAAGAUCGUGCCGAGACGUGAAGAUCGAGCUCGACCAGUUGUUCUAGAGCAAGAGGCUGUAGUCGUUGCCUCGGAAAUAGUCACUCAAGAUACGACAGCUGACUUUAAGGUACAAUCUACGACAGAUCGUGCUCAGGUUACUUCUGAAACUUUCGAGACUGUCUCCGUAUCUGAAGUCCAUACUGAGUCAAGUGUUCAGGAGAUCAAGAGAACUGAUUCUAAGACACGAAGAGCUAAAAAGACGGUAGUGAGUAGCCAAGAAGGCGUCGUUGAGGUUCGUCAGACGCAGGUUGAAGAAUUCCCUGAUGAGAAACCGAAGAAGAAGAAAGACCGGAAACGGGAUGUAGUUGAAGUUACUAUUGAAGAAGUUAUCAAAGAGCAAAAAGUUAAUCUUCUACGAGCUGUUGAAGAGAUUAUGGAACUGCUCAACGUCAGGGAAUUCGGACCUGGUGAAUCUCCGCUACGUGAACUCGCUACUAUUGGGUUCUUAGUCAGCCAUGGAGUUCCGGUUAGUGAAAUAAAUGAAGCUCUCUACAGAACUGACCAGUUCCCAGCAUUGAGAACUCCAGAUGCACAGAAUGCUCUAGUGCAAUUGGUCGAGAGAGAAGGUCACGGUGCAUUGAUCACUCAAGUUCUUACUGAAGAAACUACAACAGACGAAGCUAUCGUUGCUGCCACUGUCGGUUUCCGAGCUUUUAUGAGAAUGGUCGAACUUAUUCACACUACUGUUGAAGAAGUCAUUACUCAUUUUGCUCCUGAAGACUUCCGUCCAAGAGCUUGGGAAGUUACUGAAAUCACUGAGGCUGAAGUUGAGGAACAUAUCACUGAAAGAGUAUCCGUCGUCCAAACUACAGAGGUCCGCGUAAUGGAGAAACGUGAGGAGAAAAAAGCGAUCCUGAAGCAAGAUGUUCGAGAAAUUAAAGAAUACGAGGACACUCAGCUAGUACACGAAACACUGCACAAAGAAAUAAAACCAGAAGAACACGGGUCUCGAGUGGUUGAGGACACACAAGAACACAAGGAUAGGGAAAGUAUUGAUAUUGAGGAGGAAACUGUUGUUACUGAGCGCGAUGAGGGUAGAUUAGUUACGAAAAAGCCCAAAAAAGAGAAAAGAAGAGAGAAAAAAGAAGAUGAGGUUGUGGUAGUUGAGGAAGAAGAAAUAGUUACGAAAAGAAUUAAGAAACCGCAGAAAAAACAGAAGGAAGAAAUAGAGAUUGAGAUUGAGGAAGAAGAAAUAAUUGAAGAGGAAGAAGAAGGAGAGAAACGUAAGAAAAUAUUGAAAGCCAAAAGACCGAAGAAAGGCGAAGAAGAAAUUGAUUUCGAAGAAGUUGAAGAUUUUGAGACGGUAACAGACAAAGCAGUGCCAUCUGUGCCUGUUAAUACUUCGGUACAGAGUCAUGAAGUUGUUGCGUUAACGAGAACUGCCGAACAAGCUCCUGGAAAACCGGAAAGUGAAAAAGCUAGAGUUACUUUGGAUACAGUGAAUGCAUUGGUAGAACAAUAUGUACCGGUUCAAGAGAGUGAAGAUAAAAUUAGCAAGAUAAAACCAGAUGAGAAGAAAGCUUUAGUAUCGGUAGCUCCAGUUGAACCUUUCUCUGUUACGGAAACAACUGUUCAAGGCUCGCAUGGAGAAUUCAAAGGUACUUUUAAACCAACGACUUUCGAAGCUACACCUGGAGUUGUUACGAAGCCUAAAGAAAGUCUUCAAGUUACGGAAACGCUUGCGAAUGAUGCUAAGACUACUGGAUUAGAUUUGAAGCAAGCUCUGACGACGCAAAAAGCUGAAGUUGCUUUGACUCUACAGGAAGCAACUACUGUAAGUGAAACUACGGUAAACCAAGGCGAAGUUCCCACUCAAGACUUUGUUGCUCCGACUGCAGUGACUGCUGAAGACACAAUGCUACCAAAUAUCAGUCUUUCUAUUUACGAAGUCAACGAGGCUGUUACUGAAGAUAAAUUGGAGCCUACUAAGACUAUUUCUGCUAAGCCACGGGUCAAUAUAAGUGCUGUAGAACCUCUGACUAUUGAAGAAGUCCAAACUGAAGACAAGCCUGGAAAGUAUUAUCCAGAAUUAUUUGUUCCAACUGAAAUAGCAACGACGACAGUCGUGUCACAGAAACGGGUUAUUACUGAAGAGACUCAUGCACCGGAAAAAGAAGGAGAAUAUGUGCCUGGAAGAUUACCAGCUGGUCAGAAAGCUCAGGUUGGUGUUUCUGAAGGCGGCGAAGCGCCGAUGAUUGGAGAACAACCGAUACAGGAGAUGGAAGGUGUAUUUGUUCCUGGCAGGAAAGCUGACACUUUCGAAGCUGAAACUAAUGUCAAUGUUUUGGAAAGCGUUACGGUUUCUACGGUUGAGACUCAACAUCAAGAAGUUAAUCUUGUUGUUGAAGAAGCGAAGAAAGCUGUGGCUGAUCUAAAUGUUGUUGAGAAGAGUUCAGUAUUUACUAUGGAAACUGUUACAUCUGAAAGAGAAGUCGAAUAUAAACCAGAAGAGCAACCAUCAGUUAAAACAGCCGACAGUUCAAUACUUCCUUUGGAAAUUGGAAGUAUUUCCAGUACUAUUGUCCAAGAGUCUGAGGGUAUAUAUAAUGAACAAGUGAAACCAACAUCAGCAAUCGCAGAAACCAGUCUCCGUCCAGAAGAACACGUGACGGUUUCUCAAGUAGAGACCGCUGAUUUGCCGUCUAAAUUCAGCGAAGAUUUGAAAUACAUCACGGAAAGUGGAACUGUGUCUGUACAACUGACUGAAGCGAAAGUAAUCCAAGAGACUUUUACGCAUGAUCGUGAAGAAAAGUUUGAAGACUCCGUUAAACCGGAAGAAAAAAUAGUGGAUAUGAUUUAUGAUUCUGUUAAAGGUAUUGAAAUAUUUCAGACGACUUCCGUAGACAAAGAAGGUCAUUUAGAAAUUUAUGAAAUGCCUGAGAGCCAUCGAGGUAAAAUGGUCCCAACUCAUUCUGUCAUUUCCUUCCAGGUUGAGGAGACUCAACCUGAAGAUAAUGUAGGGAAGCUUGAUAAAUUAGUUCCAAUUACUGGAAAAGCUAAAGUUGGACAUGAUAAUUUAGUAGAAACUGUGGUAGAUAUCACAGUAGUUGAUGAAGGGUUGAAACCUGUGGAAAAAGAUCAAGUACCUGAGUCAAAGUUUGCUGAAGUUGGGUUGAAUGAAGUAGAAAGUGUGAAGACAACAGAAAUUAUUGUGAACGAAGCUGAGGAAGACUACAGAAGUAUCACUAAAAUGGAGAGUGUGUUUGCAACGACAGGUUUCACUACACAAUCUGCCUUUGAAUUGCAAGAAGUGCGAACUGAAUCACCAACUGGAGAAUUACCUGAAGAAGUUCGUGCAAGUGGAACUGCUCAAACAUCAGCAGUUCCACUAGAGUCGGUUACUGUUAAUCUUCAAGAAGUUGCUGAAAAAGAAGAUGUGUAUACUGAAGACAUCAGACCUGAGUCUAAGACAGCUAGCAUUGAUUACACUGAAACGAGAUCAGGUGCAAGUGUACUAGAAGUUUUGACUCAUGAUCUAGAGAACACGUAUCGACCGGAUGAGAAACCACAAGACUUUACAGCUUCGAGUUCAAUUGAUAGCCGGACGAUAGCUAUGAAAUCUGAAGUCUUGAUUGAACAAAGUGCAGGUAAGAUGUCUGAUGAUAAACCUAAGACUGCGAAGGCAUUUGGAACUCAAGAAGCACUUGAUGAGUUGGUUAUUGUUGAAACAAACAUUGCGGAGACGGAGAAACCGAGAUUUGAAGAAGCAAAACCAGUUGAACAGAAAGCUCAAGUUGAUAUUACGACUUCAGAAAAUGUGUCGGUGAUGGAAAUCACGGCAGUUCAUGCUGAAGAGACUUUACAUACUGAAGAUUACGUCUCUGAGAAGACAAUUACGAUGAACUUAACAUCAACUCAUGAAGUAGCACAAACUGAAGAAACAGUUGUUGCCAAUAAUAUUGAUUCACUGUCUGAACUAAAACCGAAAACAGAAAGCGCUAUAUUGCAUCAAAGUGGCUUAGAGAUAGUUCAGCAGACAGAGUUAACGGUUUCGGAAAAAGAAUCAGUACUUUUGGAAGAUGUUAAACCGGAUUUGAAGAAUGUUAAUGUCAGUUUCAUGGAAGGCGAAAGUGUACAAGUACUAUUGACAAAUUCAGAAGACAAAGAAGGUCGGCUAGAAGAUCAAGUUAAGCCUAAAAGCUUUGAGGCUUCGAUAGACUUUGAAGUUCAAGGUGUUGCUUCGCAGUAUGAAAUAAUGAGUGACACUGGAGUUAGUGAAUUUACAUCAGAAGUUCCAAAAGACGCGAAACCAUCAGAGUCUUUACUUCUCUAUGAAACUGCAGUUGCGGAAGAAAUUCAAACGCGUGAGACUGAAGCUCCUUUGACGGAAAUUCAACCGAGCAAUCGAUUAGCUGAGAUGUCGUUCGAAAUAGGUGAAGGUAUUCUGGUGUCAACUGUUGAAACUGGAGACAAAGAGAGACCUCUUGAAGAACUCGAGAAACCGGAAAACAAAUUAGCUACCUUUGAUUUCGAAUCACAUCCAGUUGCUGAAGCUUUAGAGACUAUUGCUCAAGAUGAUGCAGGAGAAUUUAAACCAGAAGAAACUCAGUCUGCUACUGCACUAAUGGAUCAUGUAGCGCACAAGAGUAUUGUAACAAUUGAAACAUCUGUUGGAGAUCGAGAAGGAUUUAUGGAUGAUUUUGUUAAGCCUGAGGAGAAAAUCGUUGAUGUUGCAUUUGAAGAAGCUAAGAUCUGUUUGAAUAUUACGGAAACAAUUUCAUCUGAAAAAGAGAAAGAAUAUGUGGGCAAAGAAGAUGUGAUGACAGAAAAAGCAACGUUCAACUUCGAUGCUCAUAAAGUAGCUGAACUUACUGAAGUCACGACGUCUUCAGUAACUGAUGAAUUGAAAGAAAAGGCUCCGACAUCAGCAAUUGCUAAAGAAGAACGUCUACCAUUUGAAGGAGUUAUUCAAACAGAAGCUGUGAUCUCCGAAAAAGAAAAAGAAUUUUCUGAAAGUCCAAUAAUUGCCACAAAUAAAGCAGAAAUAAUAAUUGGAGAUAAAGGAAAUGUUACAAGUGUUUCUGAAGUUAUGAUAGUUGACAAAGAAGGCUCACUGAAAAUUCCCGAGAAACCAGAAGAACGAAGAGCUUCAAUAGACAUGACGGGACAUUCAAUAGCUGAGAAAAUUGAAGUUAAUGUUGACUCAAGUACGGGAGUUCUUGGAGAGCUUCAAAAGGUAUCAGCUUCUGCUAUUUCAUCGCAGAUUCCACUAGAGCCUGUCAUACAAACUGAAACUCAACCAUCAGAAUCUGAAGGCUUGUUAACGAAAGAUAAAAAACCAAUUAAAGCUCUUGCUGAUUUAUCUGUCGUUGAAGAUCAAAGCAUUGAAGUUACAAUGGUAACGAUGGAAGACAAAGAAUCUGAUUAUUUACCAAAAGACUUACCCGAGAGUAGAGUUGCAGACAAAGCGUUUGUUGGUGGACACUUGGUAGCAGAAACUACUGAACACGUGGUCGAUUUCAGUACUCAAAUGAUUACUGAAGAAAAACCUGAAGUAUCGACUGCUAUUUUAGAUCAGAUUACUUUCAAUCCAUUGACCAGUUCUCAAAUGAUUAUUGGAGAAACCGAAGAUCAAUUUGUACCGGAUGUCAAACCGGAAGAUCACACUGCUAAGAUUGAUAUUGAAUUUGGGCGCAGCACUGUAACAAUUUCUCAAGUUACUACGGGCGAUAAAGAGACCACGUAUACACCAGAAAUAUUCCCCGGUGAGAAAGCUGCUUCUAUGAAUAUCGAUCUAACUCAUGAGAUUGCUGAAACAACGGCUACAAAUGUUCAAGACGCUCUUGGUGAUGUUGAAAGUAUGAAACUUGAUACAGUAAAAGCAAUAUCGAGCCAAGAAGUUUUUAGAAGUCUUCAAAUAUCUCAAGAAAUUCCUCAAGACAAAGAAUCAAUAUUUGAGGGUAAGUUUAAAGCAGAUGUAAAAGACGUUGAAGUGACUGUUGAGGAAGGAAAAGGCGUGACAACUGUUACUGAAAUUACAACUGAAGCUAAAGAAGGUAUUCUUGAUAAUUUAGUUCACCCUGAAGCGCGAGAAGCUGUUCCUGCUUUGACUUCGGGUCAUGAAGUAGCAGAACAAACAGAAGUGAUAGCUGAUUUACUUGUUGGACAAGUAGAGGCACUUCAAACCACUUCCGCUACUGCGAGAAUUGGUCAAAAACCUUACGAAACGGUUCAAUUAAUUGAAGAAUUCCUGGGUGAGCGAGAAAGCGACCGCAUGGAAGUAAAAAUGGUGACAUCAAGCGCUAAAGUCGCUGUAGAUGAACAGACUUCAGUAAUUGUUGCAACCACGAUGACACAGGAUGUUGAAGAAGAGCUUCUGGUUCCAAAAAAACCUAAAGAAGAAAUGGCAAAACCAGGAGUUGAGAGUAAAGAGGUAGCUCAGCAGAGUGAAGUGAUGCCGAAGGAAGGUAUUGAAGAGCUUUUAGUAACGAAACCAACAGAAGCAGCAGCUAAAGAGACACAAGGAACAUUUGAAAGUGUCAAUGUCAUUCAAGCAAUACCCGAAGAACUGGGUUCAGACUUUACAGGCAAGUUUAGACCUGAUGAACGGAGUGCUGAUGUUUCAUUCGUGGAAGGCAAAAGUCUAACUGUUAAUGAAGUUAUGAUUCAAGAUAGCGAAGGUACUGUAACGAUUGCCAAACAUAUUGAAGGCUUUGCAGAAGUAAAGCUGACAAGAGUGGGGCAAGAUGUUGCACAGAAGACUGAAGUUAUUGUCGAUCAGAGCACAGGAUCGAUUGCACCGUUUGAAAGUGAUUCAAAGAAAGCUCGCCCUAUACAAGAUACAUUAGAAUCUGUGAUCAUUGAAGAAGUUCCCGCUGGAGAAACUGAAGGCAAUUUUGUUGAUUAUCCUAAAACUAUUUCUAGUAAAAUUACUCCAACGUUUGAAGAGGGACAUAGUGUAUCUAUCACUGAAGUAACUUCUGGCGAGCGUGAAAAAGUUCUCGAAGAACAGAAAUUACUUGAAUCGCGUACAGCUGAGACAACGGUGAUUAUGGAGCAUGGUAGUAUUUUAACCACGGUAGUAGACUCAAGUGUUGAUGUAAAGACUGAAGUUCCUGUAGAUGAGAGAAUACCGCAGACUGCUACUCCAAGCCAAGAUACUUUUGAAAGUGUCUCAGUGUCGGAAAAUAUUAUUGAAGAGUCUGAAAAUUCAUUCGAAGGCCAAUUCAAACCUACUACUCAGACAGCUGUCGUUGAUAUUCAAGAAGUUAAAUCGUUUCAAGUAUCAGAAACAAUGUCAGAGUAUAAAGAAGAAAGCUUCGAAGGUGCUCCAAAGAUUCAUACAGUUCAAGCUAAACCAGAAUUUAGUUUUCUUGAAACUGUACAGAAAUCUCAAGUGGAAGCAAUUCAUAGCAUCGGCGAAGUGAAAGAUAAAACGACAAUUACAUCGCAGGCUACUAUGACUCAAACGACCAUGGAAUCAGUUAUUAAAACAGAAACGAUGACAAGUGAACGAGAAGAUACAUUUGAAGGCAAAUUUAAACCGGAAGAGCAUAAAGGCAUAGCACAGAUGGAAGGUCUUAGUACAGUUACAGUAAUGGAAAUUUUAUCGAAUGAAAUUGAAGAUACUUUGGCAGUUGAUCAAAAGCCAAAGAACAGAAAAGCAUUGCCGAAUAUUACGGGACGAGAAGUAGCCGAGACAAUGGAAGUAGAAACUAUUGUGGGUCCUGAAGAGUUUGAAAAAUUCAAAGGACCUGAGGGUGUUAAAGGCAAACCCCUAAUGGAUACUUUAACGUCUGUUGUUGUCUCACAAACGAUUUCUAAUGAAGUUGAAGAGUUUCUUCCUAGUCCUGAAGUACCGUUACAAAAAAGUAUACAGCCUAAUUUGGACUCUCGAGAGAUCGCGCAAGUCUCUGAAGUUGAAACGAUACUGACUGUUGGAGAUUUUGCUAAAAUGGUAAGUCCAGAAGAGAAGAAAGGCAAACCUGAAGUAGAAGAGUUUGCUCCUUUGACAGUAUCACAAGUAAUAUCGCAUGAGACUGAAGAAGAAAUGCCACGUCCUGAAAAACCAAGUGGACAAAUAGCUCAACCAAGUCUUUUGGGUAGAGAAGUAGCAGAAACUUCUGAAGUAGAAACUUUACUUAGUGCUCAGAAGUUUAUCGAAGACGUGGCUCCAGAGGAAAGAAAAGGAAUUUUUGGUCUCGAAGAAAUGACUUCGUUAAUUGUCUCUCAAACGGUAUCAGGUGAGGUCGAAGAAAUGCUUCCUGGUGAUGAAAAGCCUACUACCAAGACAAUUCAAUUUGACAUUCUUGGUCGUGAUGUUGCUGAAACUUCUCAAGUUUUGACUUUGGCUAGUUUUGAUGAGCUCGAACAUAAGAGACCAGGAGAGCAAAAAGGCAAACCUGGUUUUGAAGAACAUUCAUCUGUUACUGUAUCACAAACUAUUUCUAAUGAGGUCGAAGAAGAAUUAGCUACUCCUGAAGUUCCUUCAAUUAGGAAUGCACAACCUAAUCUUUCGGGUCGAGAAAUAGCUGAGUCUUCUGAAGUGGAGACGCUUCUGAAUGCUGAAAGCCUUGCUAAAGAUAAAAUACCAAAAGAAGAACAAGGUAAGCCAGCUUUGGAAGAAAUGACUUCGUUAAUUGUUUCUCAAACAGUUUCAAAUGAAGCUGAAACAUUGUUACCAAGUGAAGAAGUACCCAGUACAAAGACUGCACAGUCUGAUAUUUUCGGCCAUGAUAUUGCUCAAACUUCUGAAGUUCUUACGAUGUUGAGUACGGGUGAUUUUAUCAGAGAUGCAGCUCCAGAAGAGAAAAAAGGACAACAAAGUCUUGAAGAAAUGACUUCUCUUAUUGUAUCUCAAGCUGUGUCUGGAGAAUCUGAAGAACAACUUCCAGGUCAAGAAAAACCAAGUACUAAGACAGCUCAGCCAGAUAUUUUUGGCCGUGAUGUAGCCGAAACAAUUCAAGUGAUGACUUUGAAUAACUUCGAAGAGCUUAAUGAAGAUAAACCGGUAGAACAAACGAGUAAACCAGGCUUUGAAGAAUUGACUUCACUUACAAUUUCACAAGUUGUUUCAAGCGAAGCUGAAAAAGAAAUGCCAAAUGCCGAAAAACCAACUACAAAGACUGCGCAGCCAGAUAUCAUGGGCUACGAUAUCGCUGAAACAUCUCAAGUGGUGACGAUGUCGAGCACUGGUGACUUCUUGGAAGAUACAGCUCCAGAAGAAAAGAAAGGUCAACCAAGUCUGGAAGAGAUGACUUCUCUUAUUAUUUCUCAAACUGUAUCUGGAGAAUCUGAAGAACAGCUACCGGGUCUGGAAAAACCAAGUACUAAAACAGCUCAACCAGAUAUUAUAGGUCACGAUAUAGCAGAAACAACUCAGGUGAUGACAUUAAAUAACUUUGAAGAAUUUACUGAAGACAAGCCAGUAGAACAAAAGAGUAAACCAGGCUUCGAAGAAUUGACCUCGCUUACAGUUUCACAAGUUGUUUCAAGCGAAGCUGAAAAAGAAAUGCCAAGUGCUGAAAAACCAACUACAAAGACUGCGCAGCCAGAUAUCUUGGGCUAUGAUAUCGCUGAAACAUCUCAAGUAGUAACAAUGUCGAGUACUGGAGAAUUCGUGGAAGAUACAGCUCCAGAAGAAAGGAAAGGUCAACAAAGCCUUGAAGAAAUGACUUCUCUUAUCGUAUCUCAAGCUGUGUCUGGAGAAUCUGAAGAACAACUACCGGGUCUAGAAAAACCAAGUACUAAAACAGCACAACCAGAUAUUACAGGUCACGAUAUAGCGGAAACAUCUCAAGUGAUGACAUUAAAUAACUUUGAAGAACUUACUGAAGACAGGCCUAUAGAACAAAAGAGUAAACCAGGCUUCGAAGAACUGACCUCACUUACAGUUUCACAAGUUGUUUCAAGUGAAGCUGAAAAGGAAAUGCCUACCGCAGAGAAACCUACUACAAAGACUGCUGAGUCAGAUAUUUUAGGUUACGAUAUUGCUGAAACAUCUCAAGUUCUUACAAUGUCGAGUACUGGAGAAUUCGUGAAAGAUACAGCUCCUGAGGAGAAGAGAGGUCAACCAAGUCUCGAAGAGAUGACUUCUCUCAUUGUAUCUCAAGCCAUUUCUGGAGAAUCUGAGGAACAGCUUCCAGGUCAUGAACAACCCAGUACUAAAACCGCUCAGCCUGAUAUCCUUGGUCGCGAUAUUGCAGAAACCUCUCAUGUUAUGACACUAACAAGCUUUGAAGAGUUCACUGAGAAAAAACCGGAAGAACAACGAGGUCAACCUGGUCUCGAAGAGCACUCAUCUAUAAAUGUUUCUCAAGUAGUAUCAAAUGAAGUUGAAGAAGAGUUACCUAGCCCCGAAGUACCAAAAGAAAAGAAAGCUGAACCUAAUUUAUUGGGUAGGGAGAUAGCAGAAUCUACUGAAGUAACGACUCAUUUAACUACGGAAGAUUUUUCAGUGCCACAAGCACCUGAAGGUCAUAAAGGUAAGCCUGGAGUAGAUGAAAUGACAUCUAUUAUCGUCUCUCAGACGAUAUCAAAUGAAACUGAAAAUAUUUUACCAUCAAUGCAAGCACCAUCCGAAGUCACAGCUCAACCUAAUCUCUUUGGCCGUGAAACUGCUGAAACUAUUCAAGUAACUACAGUUUCUAAUGCUCAAGAACUAGUUGCCGAAACUAAUCCCGAAGAACAACGAGUUAAACCUCGUUUAGAUGAAUUCUCUUCAUUGAUUGUAUCAACAGCAUUCACUAAUGAAGGAGAAAUGGCGUUACCAAGUCCCGAAGUUCCAACAGAAAAAACUGCACAGCCAAGUCUUCUUGGUCGUGAAAUUGCAGAGACUAGUCAAGUAUUAACGAUGACUAGUGCACAAGACUUGGCAAGUUCCAAAUUACCGGAGACAGCGAAAGGAGUACCUGGUGUUGAUAUGUUAACAUCUGCUGUCGUUUCUCAAACUGUAUCAAACGAACUUGAAGAACAGCUUCCUGGUCAAGAAGUGCUAAAUGAAAAGACUGCUCAGCCUCAAAUAUCUGGCAGAGAUAUUGCUAUGACUUCACAGGUUAUUACAUUGACUAGUACUGAAGAAUUUAUAAGUUCAAUGAAACCCGAAGGGCAAGAAGGAAUACCGAAUGUUGAAGAAUUCAAAUCAGUUACAGUAUCUCAAGUUAUUUCUAAUGAACUUGAAGAAAAAUUACCGAGUGCCGAAAUUCCUAGUGAAGGUUUAGCGAAGUUUAGUUUGUCCGGCAGAGAAGCCGCUGAGACGAUUCAAAUUACUACUGUUUCAAAUACUCAAGAAUUUGUAAAAGAAAAAGCUCCAGAAGGUCAAGCUGUACGACCAACUCUCGACGAAUUAACUUCUUUGACAGUCAGUCAAGUUGAUACGAAUGAAGUUGAAGAUGUUCUUCCGAGUGUUGAAGCUCCAAUAGAAAAAACAGCACAAACAAACAUCUUUGGUAGGGAAGUAGCAGAAAAAAGCGAAGUCAUAACAGUUACGACUACUGAAAAAUUAAUUGAACAACAAAAGCCCGAAGAACAGCAAGGAAAACCUGAGUUUGAGGGAUUGAGCACGGUAACAGUUUCUGAAGUCGUUUCAAAUGAAGUAGAGAAUAUUCUGCUUGAAAAUGAAAAGCCGAAGAAAUAUACAGCAAUGAAACAAAUGGAUAGUAUUGAAGUUGCCGAGACAACUGAAGUGAUCACAGUUACGUCAACAGAAAAAUUAGAAAAGCAGGCAGUUCCUGAAGAGCAACGAGGCAAACCGAAUCUCGAAGAACUUGUUUCUCUAACAAUAUCUGAAAUAACUCAAGGAGAAACUGAAGAUGUUCUUCCUUCGCCAGACGUUCCAACAAAACAACUAGCAGACUCUAGUCUAAUCAGUCGUCCGGUUGCUGAAAAAUCUCAAGUUCUCACGACUACAACCACUGAAGAGCUUCUCAGUGCGCCGAAACCUGAAGAAAAGAAAGCUGUGCCUGAACAGGUUCCAUUCCAGAUAUUCGAACAAACUAUUCAACAGACUCAAGAAACCGAGUCUACGUUAACAAUCUCAAAAAAAGCUGCAUCAGCUCAGGCUGAAGUAUCAAUAAAAACAUCAAAAAGUGUAGAAGUUACUCAGGUUGUAGCCAAUGAAAAAGAAUCUAAAGAAGUAAUUAAAGGUAUGGCUAGUGAAGUUAAUGCUCAGCCAGACAUUAUGGAGAGCCAGGUAGCCGUGACAUCAGAGAUCUUACCCAAGUCUACUGUUUCUGAGUUUGAUGUCGAUAAACCAGAUAUGAAGACCGCGCGAAAAGUAGAUGAAGAAAAGAGAAGUGUCAUUGUAACAGAUUUCGGAACGUUUGAAGAAUUUGAAUCAGAGUAUCCUGAAUCCAUUAAACCAUUCUCAAAGUCAGCCACAGUUACCUACGAGUCUGACCAUCUGGAGCAAGUUAUUGAAACAACAGAAGCACCAGUCCAUGAUUAUAUACAACCUACAAUACAUGAUACACCCAUACACGAAUACACUACUGAUAGAACACAGCCACAGGUGGAAUCAGAUACUGAAGUUACUGAAGAAUACACGACAACAUUUAGGCGAGGUAGCAGAGACGACAAUACGUCAGCUAUUAAAACAAAGAAAACUAUAAUUAGAAAGAAGAAGCAAUCAGAAGGUGAAAGUGAUAAUGUUGUUGUUAUUGAAGAGGAAUUAGAUGAUAUUAAAUCAAAAUUGCCAUCGAUACCGAAGAAACAAUUUAUGCCGAUUGAAGAAGUCACCGGGGUAUUUGAGACUGACGAAACUAUUCCUUCAGUGAUUGAAGAAAUCGAAGAAAUUCCGGAAGAAACUAACGAUACUGUGGGGACGAUUAAUGUAGUUGAGAUUCAAGAGGAUGACACAAACAAAAAGAUAACAAAGAAGAAAGUUAUAAGAAGAAAUAGAAAAGGUCAAAAACUCAUGACAGAAGAAACAACGGUUGAAGAAGACGGCAAAAGUCCAAUAAUAACUGAAGUACCGAUAUCCUUUGACGAUGAUCUCAGUGAGGUUGAAAAACCGACUGCGAUUAGACCAUACGAACCAGAACAGGAGAAAAAUGAGGAAAAGCCUAAGAAAGCUGAUCAACCAACAGAACGAGAGGAGACUCGGGAAGAAGUUACAAUUACUGAAGAAGUAACCAAAACUGGUAAACCAAGAAAAAUCAUAAAAAAGAAAAUUAUAAGAAAAAGAGGACGAAAACUACAAGUGACAGAAGAGCAGACUAUUGAAGAGGAAGGUAAGGCUCCAAUUACAACUGUUGUUGCAAAACCAGAGGAAGAAAUAGUUCCUGAGGAGACAACAGACAAGAUACCAGAAAUGGAGCGUGUUCGUCCGAUUGAAGAGGUUCGUGAAGAAGUAACAGUUACUCAAGAUACUACCAAGAAUGGUAAGCCAAGAAAAAUCACAAAGAAAAAAAUAAUUCGUAGGAAAGGUCAGAAACAACAAGUCACUGAAGAGCAGAUUAUUGAAGAAGAAGGCGAAGCACCCAUAAAAACAGUAAUUGCAAAACCUGAAGAAGAUUUUGUCCCUGAAGAAUCCACAGGCAGAUUCCCUGCUAUACAAUAUGAACGACCAACUGCGCGCGAAGAGAUUCGUGAAGAAGUAACAGUUACUCAGGAAACCACCAAGACCGGUAAGCCAAGAAAAAUCACAAAGAAGAAAAUCAUUCGAAGGAAAGGUCAAAGAGAGCAAGUUACAGAAGAACAAACGAUUGAGGAAGAAGGUAAAGCGCCAGUUACAACUGUUGUUGCAAAACCAGAAGAAGAAAUAAUUCCUAAGGAGACAACAGAUGUUAUGCCCACAGUAGAGCGGGUUCGUCCGAUUGAGCGUGAAGAGGUUCGUGAGGAAGUAACGGUUACUCAAGAAAUCACCAAAACUGGUAAGCCACGUAAAAUCACGAAGAAAAAAAUCAUUCGAAGAAAAGGUCAAAGAGAGCAAGUGACAGAAGAACAAACAAUUGAAGAGGAAGGUAAGGCUCCAAUAACAACUGUUAUAGCAAAACCAGAGGAAGAAAUAAUUCCUGAGGAGACAACAGACGAGAAACCAGAAAUAGAGCAUGUUCGUCCAAUUGAGCGUGAGGAGGUUCGUGAAGAAGUAACAGUUACUCAGGAAACCACCAAGACUGGUAAGCCAAGAAAAAUCACAAAGAAGAAAAUCAUUCGAAGAAAAGGUCAAAGAGAGCAAGUUACAGAAGAACAAACGAUUGAGGAAGAAGGUAAAGCGCCAGUUACAACUGUUGUUGCAAAACCAGAGGAAGAAAUAAUUCCUGAGGAGACAACAGACGUUAUGCCCACAGUAGAGCGGGUUCGUCCCAUUGAGCGUGAGGAGGAUCGUGAAGAAGUAACAGUUACUCAAGAAACAACCAAGACUGGAAAACCGAGAAAAAUCACUAAGAAGAAAAUCAUUCGAAGAAAAGGUCAAAGAGAGCAAGUUACAGAAGAACAAACAAUUGAAGAGGAAGGUAAGGCUCCAAUAACAACUGUUAUCGCAAAACCAGAGGAAGAAAUAAUUCCUGAGGAGACAACAGACAUUAUUCCAGCAAUAGAGCGUGUGCAGCCUAUUGAACGCGAUGAGGUUCGUGAAGAAGUAACAGUUACGCAAGAAACUACCAAGACUGGUAAGCCACGCAAAAUCACAAAAAAGAAGAUCAUUCGCAGAAAAGGUCAAAGACAGCAAGUUAUAGAAGAACAAACGAUUGAGGAAGAAGGUAAAGCGCCAGUUACAACUGUUGUUGCAAAACCAGAAGAAGAAAUAAUUCCUGAUGAGACAGCGGACAUUAUUCCAGCAAUAGAGCAUGUGCAGCCUAUUGAACGCGAAGAGAUUCGUGAAGAAGUAACAGUUACUCAAGAAACCACCAAGACUGGUAAGCCACGUAAAAUCACCAAAAAGAAGAUCAUUCGCAGAAACGGUCAAAGACAGCAAGUUAUAGAAGAACAAACGAUUGAGGAAGAAGGUAAAGCGCCAGUUACAACUGUUGUUGCAAAACCAGAAGAAGAAAUAAUUCCUGAUGAGACAGCGGACAUUAUUCCAGCAAUAGAGCAUGUGCAGCCUAUUGAACGCGAAGAGAUUCGUGAAGAAGUAACAGUUACUCAAGAAACUACCACGACUGGUAAGCCACGCAAAAUCACAAAAAAGAAGAUCAUUCGCAGAAAAGGUCAAAGACAGCAAGUUACAGAAGAACAAACGAUUGAGGAAGAAGGUAAAGCGCCAGUAACAACUGUUGUUGCAAAACCAGAAGAAGAAAUAAUUCCUGAUGAGACAGCGGACAAUAUUCCAGCAAUAGAGCAUGUGCAGCCUAUUGAACGCGAAGAGAUUCGUGAACAAGUAACAGUUACUCAAGAAACCACCAAGACUGGUAAGCCACGUAAAAUCACAAAAAAGAAGAUCAUUCGCAGAAAAGGUCAACGACAGCAAGUUACAGAAGAACAAACGAUCGAGGAAGAAGGUAAAGCCCCAGUUACAACUGUUGUUGUAAAACCAGAAGAAGAAAUAAUUCCUAAUGAGACAACAGACAUUAUUCCAGCAAUAGAGCGUGUGCAUCCUAUUGAACGCGAAGAGGUUCGUGAAGAAGUAACAGUUACUCAAGAAACUACCAAGACUGGUAAGCCACGCAAAAUCACAAAAAAGAAGAUCAUUCGCAGAAAAGGUCAAAGACAGCAAGUUACAGAAGAACAAACGAUUGAGGAAGAAGGUAAAGCGCCAGUUACAACUGUUGUUGCAAAAGCCGAGGAAAAAAUAAUUCCUGAUGAGACAGCGGACAUUAUUCCAGCAAUAGAGCGUGUGCAGCCUAUUGAACGCGAAGAGAUUCGUGAAGAAGUAACAGUUACUCAAGAAACUACCAAGACUGGUAAGCCACGCAAAAUCACAAAAAAGAAAAUCAUUCGCAGAAAAGGUCAAAGACAGCAAGUUACAGAAGAACAAACGAUUGAGGAAGAAGGUAAAGCGCCAGUUACAACUGUUGUUGCAAAACCAGAAGAAGAAAUAAUUCCUGAUGAGACAGCGGACAAUAUUCCAGCAAUAGAGCAUGUGCAGCCUAUUGAACGCGAAGAGAUUCGUGAACAAGUAACAGUUACUCAAGAAACCACCAAGACUGGUAAGCCACGUAAAAUCACAAAAAAGAAGAUCAUUCGCAGAAAAGGUCAACGACAGCAAGUUACAGAAGAACAAACGAUCGAGGAAGAAGGUAAAGCCCCAGUUACAACUGUUGUUGUAAAACCAGAAGAAGAAAUAAUUCCUAAUGAGACAACAGACAUUAUUCCAGCAAUAGAGCGUGUGCAUCCUAUUGAACGCGAAGAGGUUCGUGAAGAAGUAACAGUUACUCAAGAAACUACCAAGACUGGUAAGCCACGCAAAAUCACAAAAAAGAAGAUCAUUCGCAGAAAAGGUCAAAGACAGCAAGUUACAGAAGAACAAACGAUUGAGGAAGAAGGUAAUGCGCCAGUUACAACUGUUGUUGCAAAAGCCGAGGAAAAAAUAAUUCCUGAUGAGACAGCGGACAUUAUUCCAGCAAUAGAGCGUGUGCAGCCUAUUGAACGCGAAGAGAUUCGUGAAGAAGUAACAGUUACUCAAGAAACUACCAAGACUGGUAAGCCACGCAAAAUCACAAAAAAGAAAAUCAUUCGCAGAAAAGGUCAAAGACAGCAAGUUACAGAAGAACAAACGAUUGAGGAAGAAGGUAAGGCUCCAAUAACAACUGUUAUAGCAAAACGAGAAGAAGAAAUAAUUCCUGAGGAGACAACAGACGUUAUGCCCACAGUAGAGCGGGUUCGUCCCAUUGAGCGUGAGGAGGUUCGUGAAGAAGUAACAGUUACUCAAGAAACCACCAAGACUGGUAAACCGAGAAAAAUCACUAAGAAGAAAAUCAUUCGAAGAAAAGGUCAAAGAGAGCAAGUUACAGAAGAACAAACAAUUGAAGAGGAAGGUAAGGCUCCAAUAACAACUGUCAUAGCAAAACCAGAGGAAGAAACAAUUCCUGAGGAGACGGCGGACGUUAUUCCAGCAAUUGAGCGUGUUCGUCCAACUGAGCGUGAAGAGGUUCGUGAAGAAGUAACAGUUACUCAAGAAACCACCAAGACUGGAAAACCUAAAAAGGUAACAAAGAGAAGGAUUAUUCGGAAAACGGGUCAAAAACAACAAGUGUCAGAGGAGCAGACUAUCGAAGAGGAAGGUAAAGCUCCGAUAAAAACUGUAAUUUCAAAACCCGAAGAAGAUGUUGUGUUCGAAGAGACUACGGAGAUCAUACCUAUAAUUGAAUACGUUAAGCCAACUGAUCGUGAGGAAAUCCGUGAAGAAGUUACAGUUACCGAAGAAGUAACGAGAACAGGAACACCAAUGAAAGUAACUAAGAAAAAAACUAUUCGAAAAAAGGGCAAUAAACAACAGGUGACAGAAGAGCAAACGGUCGAAGAAGAAGGAAAACCACCACUUAAAAUAAUUCUUGUUAAACCAGAAGAAAAUAUUUUGCAUGAAGAUGCAAUAACUCUUUUACCGGUAUUGGAAUAUGACCAAGCAACCGAGGGCAAAGAAGUGCGAGAAGAGGUAAUUAUAACAGAAGUAAAGAGUAUGACUGGCAAACCACGAAAAAUCACGAAGAAAACGAUCUUUCACAAAAAAGGUGAAAAACCAAUUGUCACAGUUGAGCAAACUAUUGAAGAGGAAGGUAAACUACCAAUAGUUAAUUCAAUAACAAAAUCAUUAGAAAACGUUGCACUUGAAGAAAGUUCAAAACCUUUAUUAGCCAUUGAUUAUGAAAAACCUAUCGAAAGCGUAGAACAACAAGAAAUCAUAACAGUUACUCAAGAAAUCUCCAAGUCUGGUAAGCCUCGCAAAGUUAUUAAGAAAAAAAUAAUACGCAAACAAGGAAACAAGCAACAAGUUACAGUUGAAAAGACCAUUGAAGAAGAAGGUAAAUCCCCUCUAACAAAAGUUAUCGUGGAACCUGAAGAGGAAGUCGUAUUCGAUGAAACGACUGGACCACUUCCUGGUACACUUGAUGAAUCUACUGAAAAAGCAGAAGUUCGUGAAGUAGUCACAAUCGUUGAAGAUACGACUCAAACCGGCAAACCUCGACGAGUCGUUAAAAAAAAAGUAAUACGUAGAAAGGGUAUGAAACAACAAGUUACCGAAGAACGAACGAUUGAAGAAGAAGGUAAAGCUUCUGUAACAAGAGUAAUUGCUCAACCAGAAGAAGAAAUUAUUCUGGAUGAGACUACUGAAUCUCUUCCAGCCGUUGCUUUUGCGAGACUCGCUCAUCCAGAUGAAGUACGAGAGGAAGUGACUAUCACUCAAGAUACUACAGGAGAAGGCAAACCUCGUAAAGUUACUACAAAGAAAAUUAUUCGGCGUCGAGGUAAAAAGCAACAAGUUACUGAGGAAAAAAUGAUUGAAGAAGAAGGCAAAGCUCCGGUAGUUGCAGUCAUAAAAAAACUAGAAGAAGAAAUGAUUCCAGAUGAAACUUCUGAGCCUCUACCCGAUGAAACAUGUUGUACUGUCACUGUUACUGAAGAAAAAAGUCCUAAAGGUCAUUCAGUUAGUAUAACAAAUAAGAGAAUUGUUCGUAAACGUGGUAAAAGCCAACAAGUUGUUGUAGAAAAAACAACUAAAGAGGAAGGCAAACCUCCAAUAACAGAAGUUAUAACACUACCCGAAGAAGAGAUUAUUUCUGAUGCAAUUAUACAGCCACUAUCUGUUCCUCAAUUCGGUGUGCUGUUAGACAGUGAAGAAGUUCGGGAAAUAGUUACUGUUACCCAAGAAACUUCAAAGAUCGGCAAACCCCGUAAAGUCAUUAAGAAAAAGACAAUCCGCAAGAAGGGCAAGAAACAACAAGUCACUGAAGAACAAACGAUCGAAGAAGAUGGUAAAGCUCCAGUAAUCACAACAAUCGUUCAACCGGAAGAAGAAAUUAUUUUGGAAGAAGUUACAAAGCCAAUGCCACUUUCAGUUCAUGACAAACUUAUUGACAUUAUAGAAACUUCAGAAGUUUCAGCAGAAAUUCCGGUAACCGAAAUUAUUAUUACAGAACAACCUAAAAAAAUUAAGAAAAAAAAGGUUCCAAAGAAAAACGAAACUGUUGAAGAUCAAGCUUUAGCGCCUGCCGAUGUUGAGAUAGUAGAACAUGACGAAUCCCCUCAAGAAACUACAGAAAUUUUACCAGAAAAAACACAUGAAAUAGUUACAGUAACUCACCAAAAAACAACUAAAGGCAAGCCUGUUAAAGUCACCAAGAAAAAAAUUAUUCGCAAGAAAGGUAAUAAGCAACAGGUAAUAGAAGAAAAAAUAAUUGAAGAAAAAGAUAAAGCUCCUGUGACCAAAUUUAUUGUUGAACCGGAAGAAGAAAUUAUCUAUGAUCGUACAACUGAACUGAUUCCUACUUCAGAAACAGCCGAACCAGUAGAAAAUGAAGAAAUCCAAGAAAUAAUGUCAGUUUCUAUCGAAACUGCAGAUACCGGUAAGCCAAGAAAGAUCACGAAGAAAAAAGUAAUUCGUAAGAAGGGUAAGAAACAACAGGUUACCGUAGAAAAAGUGAUUGAAGAAGAAGGAAAAGCUCCAGUGAGAGAAUCUACUGUUGAACCUGAGGAGGAAAUAAUUUCUGAAGAUUUUGCUGCACCACUGCCAGUUUUUGCCCAUGAAAUUUCAACAGAAAAAGAAGAAAUUCAUGAAGUGGUUACAGUUACAACAGAAUGGACUAAAUUUGGUAAGCCCAAGAAGAUAACAGAGAAAAGAACAAUACGUAAGAAAGGUAAGAAGCAACAAAUUACUGAAGAAAAAACUGUCGAACAGAAAGGAAAAUCACCGGUGAAAACAGUUACUGUUUUACCAGAAGAAGAAAUUAUUUCUGAAGAAAGUACUUUACCAUUGUCUACUACCGUGCAUGUCCGGCCUUCUGAUCGUGAAGAAGUCCGCCAAGAAGUCACUGUUUCAGAAGUAACUACUGAAGAAGGCAAGCCUCGUAAAAUAACUAGGAAGAGAGUUAUCACUAAAAGAGGUAAAAGAAUUCAAACUUCAGAAGAAAGAGUUAUUGAAGAAGAAGGUAAAGCUCCAGUAUCUGACGUUAUUACCGGUCCAGUUGAGGAAAUAAUUUCUGAUGAAACUCUUGAACCGCUUGCUUUUAUCGAAUUUGAACAACCUAUCACGAUUGAAGAAAUUGAAGAACCUGUUACAGUUACUGAAGAAGUAGUUCUUGAGGAUAAGACUAAUGAAAGUCCGAAGAAAAAAGAUAAGAAACGUCCGAAGGCUGAUAGAAAACCAAUUGAAGUUUCAGAAUCAAUUAUUCCGUCAGAUGAAAUUCCGGAAGAAAUUGAUUCAGGUGUAGAAUCUGUUGAAGCAACUGAGAGCGAAGAAACACGAGAGCUCGUAACAAUUGUUGAAGAAACAACAAUGACUGGAAAGCCUCGGCGUGUUAUCAAGAAAAAAAUAAUCCGUAAGAAAGGUAAAAAACAACAGAUAACAGAAGAAAAAACUAUUGAAGAGGACGGAAAAGUUCCAGUUACAGAAAUAGUUGAACAACCAGUAGAGGAAAUUGUGUUAGAAACUAUUGAAACUCUUUCCGAAGAAAAUAUACAGCCGAUCGAAGAAGAAAUUUAUGAAGUCGUUACAGUCUCCGAAGAAACAACAAAGCGAGGCAGACCUAAAAAAGUAACUAAGAAGAUAAUAAUUAAGAAAAAAGGUGCAAAACAGCAGGUAACUGAAAAGCAAAUUAUUGAAGAAGAAGGCAAGGCUCCAGUGACAGAAAUUACUGUUCAACCAGAAGAAGAAAUUAUCUCUGAUGAAACAACUCAAUUACUUCCUGAUAUUGAUUAUAGUAAACCAACUGAAAUCGAAGAAAUACGCGAAAUAGUAACAGUUACUGAAGAAACGACUAAAACAGGUAAACCUAGAAAAGUUAUUAAGAAAAAAACUAUCCGUAAGAAGGGUCAAAAACAACAAAUAACUGCGGAAACAAUAACUGAGGAAGAAGGCAAAGCUCCAACAGUGACAGUAGAAACACAACCGGAAGAAGAAAUAAUCUCGGAAAUAGUAACUAUGCCGAUGCCUGAAGAAAUCUCUCAAAUUAUUUCUGUCAUUGACGAUGUAACUCCUGAAGGUAAACCUCGGCGAGUCAUUAAGAAAAAGAGAAUUCGUAAGAAAGGCAAUAAACAACAAAUUAUUGAGGAAAAGACGGUUGAAGAAGAAGGACAAACCCCUGUUACUGAAGUCACUGUUGAACCGGUGGAAGAAAUCGUUGUUGAUGAAACUUUUGAAGCUCCUCGAACUGAAAAAUCUAAAAAACUGAAAUCAAAAAAGAAGCCUACAGAAGAAAAGAAGAUUCCAGAAGACAUCAAAACAUUAAAAGAUCAAUUAAAACCACUGAAAAUGAAGGUUGAAGUACAGGAUUCGAAGCCAACGAAACUAGAGAUUACUUCUCCACAACCAUUAUUUGCAAAAUUAAAAUUAAGAAAAGCUCCGAUUCUCAAAUCAAAAGAUAAGAAAGAUAAGUUCCCGAAAAUUCUUCUUCGCAGUAGGAUCAACUUCUUUGACUACCCCCCGUUGUUGCAGCAUCCAAAAAUUACUUUGUUAAAGCCACAGUUUGUUCAAACUGGUGUGCUGUCACGAAACAUUGAGGAAGCUAUUAAACUUAAAAAGAAGAAGAUGAAAAAAUUCAAGCCACAUGAUUACGAUCAGGAAGCACUCGAAAAAUUAGAUCUUGAAUUCGAUGAAUCAAAGAAGCCUCUUGAACAGCCAGAGAAUUUGGAGCCUUAUAAACGUAAACCUAAAUCUGAUAAGCCUGAAAAACAACCAUCAGAGAAAUUGAAAAUGGGGAAAGGCAAGCCACGACCUGAGAAUGAAGAGCAAGAAAGCGUUACGUUGAAGAAAAUUCCGAAAAAAGAUGGCAAAGAGGAAGUUGAAGUGAAAGUUAAACCUGAAGAUAAAAGGAAACGUAGCGAAAGUAAACAACCUACUGAAGAAACAGGAAGUCCAAAAGAUCUUGAAUUCAAGCCUUAUGAUAUUGAACCAUCUAGAGCAGAUUUAGAAAAGAGAGAACCACUUGAAGAGGAAGAAAUUCCAGGAACUUCUUCUGCAAAAGACGAUAAGAGAAAACCAAAACGUAAACCUAAAAAACCUGAUCAAGAAUCUGAAAAGAUUGACAUUGUCCCAGGCAAACCGAAGCCUCAAGAUGAAGAAAAUAUUCCUGACUUAAAAUUGAAAUACAAACAAGGUCCUAAACCUGAAGACCAACCUGAAAAAAUUGCAUUGAAACCUUGGAAAAAAUCGAAAACAUCAGAAGAUGAAAAGAAACCAGUUGACGACGGUUUGACAUUUACGCCAUAUGAUCAAAAACAUGAAGAAGUUCCUGAUGAAAUUGAAACAGUAACAACUCAGGAGAUUGUAGAUACUCCUUCGAUGAAGCCAAAGAAAAUUACUAAAAAACGUAUUACAAAAAAGAAAGGCAAGCAGCAGCAGGUCACUGAGGUAACUACAGUUGAAGAAGAAGGAAAAAUACCCGUUUGUUCCAUUACUGAGUAUCCUGUUGAGGAAGUGAUAUUUGAUGAAAUAACUCCUGUUGAAUCAGAAGCGUUGGUUCCUACAGUCCAUGACGAAGUUCGUGAACAAGUGACAGUUUCUGAGAUCACAACUGAAGAGGGUACGCCACAGAAAGUAACAAAAAAACGUACAGUGAAACGGCGUGGUAAGAAACAGCAGGUUGUUGAAGAGAAAAUAAUUGAAGAAGAAGGUAAACAACCAAUUACUCUACUCACGGAAACAAUCAAUGAGGAAGUUAUUGGUGAAGAUACUUAUCAAACUAUUGAUGCUGUCGAAGAACUAACACCAAUCGUAACUGAAGAAACUACUGAACAAGUUACGGUAACUGAAAUAAUUUCUGCUGGAGGUGUUCCUCAAAAAGUAACUAAAAAGAAGACAACAAAGAAAAAGGGUACCAAGCAAAAUGUGAGAGAAGAAGUGACUAUUGAGGAAGUUGAUAAGACCCCAAGGUUAAAAAUAACUGAAACAAUACUAGAAGACGUUUCAAGUUUGCCUGACGAAGAAAGAAUUGAACCGAAAGUUAUUGAAGAUGUUACUGAUGAUGUACAAGUCACGGAGACUGUAACAAAGAAAGGAAAGCCUAAGAAAUUCACAAAGAAGAAGACAGUAAAGAGAAGAGGAUCUGUGAAAGAAGUUUUUGAACAAAUUGUGGUCGAAGAACAAGGUAAAGCUCCAGUGACUUUAAUGAUCGGAGAACCUACUGAAGAAACUGUUAGUGAUGAAGAAGCUAUUGAAUUUUUGACUACACUUGAAGGACCAGUUCCAGUUGAAGAGAUAUUGGAACAAGUCAUUGUCUCAGAAGAAAUAACGACAAAAGGUAAACCGAAGACGACAGUUACGAAACGUAUCACUAAAAAAGCUGGAAAGAAACAACAGGUUAUUGAAACGAGUGUUAUUGAAGAGGAAGGCAAAGCGCCUGUGACGAACGUAAUAGAAGAACCUGUAGAAGAAAUUCUGGUUGAUGAAGUUACCCAAAUAUUACCAUCUACUGAAGAAGUAGUGCCUUCUGAAGUUGAAGAAGUAAAGGAACAAGUUAUUGUUAGUGAAGAGAUUACUGACGAGGGAAUACCAAAGAAGAUUAUUAAGAAACGAAUAACCAAACGAAAGGGUAGAAAACAGAAAGUUAUUGAAGAAAUCACAACCAAAGAAGGCGAUCAAUCUCCUGUGGUAGAAACUAUUGAACAUCCAGAUGAAGAAGUUAUAUUUGAAGAGACAAUGAAACCGUUUGAAGAUGACAGAGAUGAAUAUAAAGUGGAUAUAAUUCCAAUUACUGAAACAAAAGUAGUUGAGGAAAUUAGUUCAUUUGGUAAGCCUAAAAAGACAACCAAGAAACGAAAAGUUGUGAAAAAACCAGAUGAAGAGGCAAAAAUUAUUGAAGAAACUACAAUCGAAGAAGAAGGAAAAGCUCCGAUUCAAAUUAUCGAAGAAAUACCUAUAGAGGAAAUUGAAAAGGAGAAGUUGAAAAAACCGAAGAAACCGAAAAAACUAAAAACUAUGACAUCAGAAAAGGUUGAAGAUUUAGAGACUUUGAAGGAAGAAUUAAAGCCUCAGUUACUUAAACGCGUUGAUAAGAAUAAAUUACAGAAACCGAAGAUUGAAGAACCUGAAAAACCACAGUUCGGCUUAAUAAAGUUAAAGAAAGCUCCUGUUGUUAAGCGAAAAGAUGGUAAAAAAGAUAAAUUUCCGAAAAUUCUGCUUCGUAGUCGAAUACAGUUCUUGGAAUGGCCACCGAGUGAGAGAACGCCAAAAAUCAGUUUCAUAGAACCAAAUGAAGUUAAGAAUGGAAUUCUAUCUCACAAUAUUGAAGAAGCUUUGAAGUUAAAGAAACCUAAACGGAAGAAGGGAAAAUCUCAAGAUGUUGAUGAAACGGUAUUGGAAAAACUUGAUACUGAGUUUGAAGAAUUAAAGAAAGUUCCUUUGGAAGUAGUUGAAGAUAAAUCGAGUUACCAACGAAAACCUAAAAAAGAGAAGCCUGAAGCUGAAGAAGUCAAGAAAUUAAAGAUGGGUAAAGGAAACGUACCUAAAGAUGAAGAAGAUCGCGAACAAGUGAGUCUCAAAAAGAUUCCAAAGAAAGUUGAUGAAAAGGCUGAAGAAGAAAAACCGGAAAUUCCAAAAAAGCAAAAGAAAGAGAAAAAAGAAGGUAUUCCUAAAGAUGAAGAUCAACCAGAUUUUCUUUCAUUUAAACCUCAUGAAAUCGAUCACGAGAAGCCAGAAUUAGAGGAUCGAGAGGUACCGGUUGAAGUAGAUAACGAAGAAUCGAUCCCAGAAGAAGAUAUAAAGAAAAAACCUAAAAGGAGUACAAAAAAACCUGUCCAAGAAGUAGAAAAAAUUGAAAUUAAACCUGGUGUUCCUAAGGAAGAUCAACCUGACGAGAGUCCAAACAUAAAUCGAAAACCUAAACAAGGACCUAAGCCUGAAGAACAGCAGACAGAAAUAAAACUCAAGCCUUGGAAAAAACCAAAAGAUGAAGAAACAGAAGAAGAAAGGCCAGAUGAUGAAAUCGAAUUCAUUCCAACCGAUAUUGUUAAUACCGUUAUUACGGAAGAAAUAGAACAAGUUUCUGGCAAAAAACCUAAAAAGAUAACAAAGAAAAAAAUUAUUCGAAUAAAGAAGGACAAGAAACCUGAAAUUACUGAAGAAGUAACAGUUGAAGAGGAAGGGGAAGCACCAGUUGUAACAGUUUCAUCUAUUUCUAGUGAAGAAAAAAUUCCGGAAGAAAUUACUAUAGACUUCAAAGUUACUGACCAGCAAGUUCAGCCGAUAGUUGUUGAAGAGACACGUGAGGAAGUAGAAGUAACUGAAGUUGUUUCAGAAGAAGGUAAGCCAAAAAAACUAACCAAGAAACGCAAAACAACUAAAAAAGGGGAUCAAGCAAAGGUUGUUGAAGAAGUGCUCGUUGAAGAAGAAGGCAAAGAACCUGAACAAACAGUCAUCGAGUAUGAUCUUCCUAAAGAUAAAACUGAAGUAACAAAAUUGCUUAAGAAAAAAUCGAAAAAACCAUUGAAACCUGAUGAAGUACCGACUGAAGAAGUGAAAGAUGCAGAGAAACCCGUGCUGCAUAAAAUAAAAAGAGGAAAUCAGAAGCCUACGACUCUGGAAAUAAAAGAACCUGAAGUCCCUUUGUUUGCUCAGGUUAAGUUAAAGAAAGCACAACCUGUUCGCAAACCCAAAGAAGAAGUCAAGAAAGAUAAAUUUCCAAAAAUUUUAUUGCGAAGCAGAAUUACAGAUCAUGAGUGGCCACCAACUAUCAGAUAUCCAACAUUAUCGACUAUUGAACCCAAUUACGUUCAAUCUGGAAUUCUUUCUCGUAAUAUAGAAGAAGCUUUGAAAAUAAAAAAAAGUAAACGUAAAAUGCCUAAGCAGAGUGAUAAGGAAUUGGUAGAUUUAGAAAAACUGGAUAAGGAAUUCGAGGAAAUCAAAAAAGUUCCGUUGGAAAAAGUUGAAGAUACAGUGCCAUAUGAAAGGAAACCAAAGCCUGAAAAACCUAAACCUGAAGUGCCUGAAAAAUUGAAGAUCGGUAAAGGAAAAGUAAAACCAAAAGAAGAAGAAGAAGAACCAGAAAAGGUUCAGUUAAAAAAGAUACCGGAAAAAAAACCCACAGAACAAAAAGAAGAUAAACCCGAAAAGAAAAAGAAAUCUCCUGAGGAUAAAGUAAAACAACUGAAAGAUGGAAAAACGUAUCCUGAGCUUUCACCUUUUGAGCCUUAUGACAUUCCUGACAGUACUGUUGAACUUGAAGAAUUGGAAAAACCAGAACUCGAAGAUGGAGACAAACCAGACGAUGGUAAACCUGAGAAAAAACCAAGAAAACAGAAAAAAACGAAACCAACACCAGAAAUCGAAUCUAUUCCAAUAGUUCCUGGCGUUCCUAAGCCUCAACCAGAAGAGGAUCAUCCUGAUGUCAAAUUUAGAAUUCCUGAAAAACCGAAACCUGACGAGAAGCCAGAAGAAGUAAAGCUUGAACCCUGGAAAAAACCUGACGAUAAACCUGAAGAAGAAAAAGAUCAAGAUGAUACAAUUAAAUUUGUCCCACGUGACACUGAAGAAGUGAUUCAAACAGUCGUUACCGAAGAAAUAGAUAAAGUUCCAGGUAAAAAACCAAAGAAGAUUACGAAGAAAAGGAUCACUAAAAAACGUGGCAAUGAAAAGCCCGUCGUAACUGAAGAAGUCACGCUCGAAGAAGAAGAUGAGCUUCCGGUGACAACCGUUACCUUCGAAGAUAUUCCUGAAGACCAGCUUGAAGAUCUCCAACUCAAGAUACUCGACAAACCGGAAACACCGACACCUAAAAUUGUCGAAGAAAUUUGUGAAGAAGUGACAGUUACCACUGUCCAAACUGAAGAAGGUAAACCGAAGAAAAUUCGGCGUAAGAAGAUAACUAGAAAAAUUGGUGACGAAGAGAAAGUUACUGAAGUAGUAACUGUCGAAGAGGAUGGUAAAAAACCGGUAACAAGUAUAACUGAAACAUUCGAAGACACGACACAAGUACACACAAAACCUAAACACAAACAGCCCACAAAACCAAACGAUGUCAAGUCGAGUCCAGAAGGUAUCACCGAGGAGUCUAUCAUAGAGGAUCUUAUCGAGGAAGUAGAAGACAAGGAAAAGAAGACUAAAAUGAUAAAGAAGAAACCGAAGACAUCAGAGACCGAGGUGACUGAAGAGACGGUUGAGGAUAUUUCAGUCGACAAACCAAAGAAAGUUAAAGCUAAACCUGUUGAGGAGGAAGAGGAAGAAGUUAAAAUCACCGAGGUCGACGUAAAGAAAGCACCGAAAGAAAAAAGACGUAAAUCUAAAGAAGUUACGGUCGAAGAGGAAAUUAUUGAAAUAGUUGAGACACCAACGCAAAUAGUUACCAAGAAGAAAAAACCAGCUAAAAAAGGAAAAUCGGAAGAAAUAGUCACUGAAGUUGUUGAAAAAGCUAAAGAAGAGUCAGUUUUCAUGGAAGAACAGCAGAUUGUUGAAAUUACUGAAACGCCGGAGAAAAAAAUUAUCAAGAGAAGAACUUCCGUAAUUCGAGAUGAUGGAGUUCCUGAAGAAGUUAUUGAGGAAAUUGUUAUACCCAAACCUAAGAAAGAAAAGGCUACGCCGAUUGUUGAAGAACUCGAUACUGCUAAAAUCACCGGAGUUGAAGUGAGACAAGGACCGGAAGAAAUUGUUGAAGAAGAAAUUAUAGAAACUGUUGAGACACCUACUCAGAGAACUAUUAAGAGGAAAAAGAAAGCAACUAAGGAACAGGCUGAAGAAGUCGUGGAAAAAGUAAUCGCUAAAUCAGUUGAAGAGCAGAAAAUUAUGGAAGAACAGCAGAUUGUUGAAAUCACUGAGACACCGACUAAAACAGUAAUCAGAAGAAAGUCAAUUGUUAUACGUGAUGACCAAGUUCCUGAAGAAGUUAUCGAGGAAAUAGUUCUCAGAAAACCGCAAUUAGAAAAGGCUCAACCUCGAGUUGAAGAGUUAGAUACAGCUCAAGUAACAAAACCUAAAGUUCUAAAGCUUCCUGUUAAGAAGGAAAUUGAUCAAGCUACAAAAGAGACAACUGAAGAAAUAACAUUAAAGAAACCGACGAAAGAAAAAGCUAAACCCGUUGUCGAAGAAUUGGAAACAGUCAAAAUAAGUGAAGUUGAAGUACUAGAAAUUGUGGAAACACCAAAGACGCGAGUUACGAAGAAACGAAAACCAGCCAAGGAGGAUAAACCUGAGGAACUUAUCGAAGAAACGGUUCACAAACUGGAUGAAGAAGCCACUCUUAUGGAAGAACAAAAAAUUGUGGAAGUCAAAGAAACACCAACUAAGACGAUAAUAAGACGUAAAUCCAUAACUAUUAAAGAUGGAGUUCCUGAGGAAACUAUUGAAGAGAUUGUAUUGCAUAAACCCAAGAAAGAAAGGGCUCAUUCGAUUGUCGACGAACUUGGCACUGUAACUAUUAGAGAAGUUGACGUUCAUGAGGGUCCAGUUGAAGAAACUGUCAUCGAGACUGUCGAAACUCCAUCAAAGGUAGUUGUUACGAAGAAGAGGAAGUCUAUCAAAGAAGAUAAGCCAGAGGAAAUUGUUCAAGAAGUUAUUGUCAAAACGAAGAAAGAAAAGAAAGUCAUGGAAGAUCAAAAGAUUGUUGAAAUCACUGAAACUCCCGAAAAGAAAAUUAUUAAACGAAAAACAUCAAUUGUGCGAGAUGAUGGUGUCCCUGAAGAAAAAAUUGAAGAAAUAGUUAUUCACAAACCAACGAAAGAAACGGCUGUUCCCAUUGUUGAGGAACUCGAGAUGGCAAGAAUCAUGGAAACUGAAGUUCUUCAGGGCCCAGUGGAAGAAGAAGUGACUGUUAUUGUUGAGACUCCGACUAAGAGAAUUGUUAAGACUAAGCAACCAGCAAAGAAAGAUAAACCAGUAAAAGUUUUUGAAGAAAUAACUAUGAAACCCGUAGAAGAAACUACUUUCAUGGAGGAGCAGCAGAUUAUUGAAAUCACAGAAACCCCAACUAAAAAAAUAAUCAAGAGAAAGAUUCCAGUGGUUAAAGAAGACCAUACUUUAGAAGAAAUAAUCGAAGAAAUUGUUGUGUUAAAACCAACUGAAGUAAGAGCAAGAUCGAUUAUUGACGAACUUGGGUCUGCAAUAAUUACUGAAGCUGAAGUGAUCGAAGUAAUUGAAACUCCACAAACGAGAACAUUCAAGAGAAGAAAGUCAUCUGUUAAAGACAAGACUGAAAAAGUAGUUGAAGAGGUGACGAUGAAACCCACAGAAGAAACAACGUUCAUGGAAGAACAACAAAUUGUAGAAAUUACUGAAACUCCAGAAAAGACUAUCAUCAAGCGAAAGGUUGCUGUUACGAAAGAUGACCAAACACCUGAAGAGACGAUCGAAGAAAUUGUGCUUCUGAAACCGAAGAAAGAAAAAGCUAAAACGGUAGUUGAAGAACUUGAAACGGCUCAGGUGAGUGAAGUUGAGAUACUGGAGAUUGUUGAAACACCGAAAACUCGAGUGACAAAGAUAAAGAAGCCAGCUAAAGAAGACAAACCUGAAGAAGUCGUAGAAGAGAUUGUUCAUAAACCGGAAGAAGAAGCAACGUUGAUGGAAGAUCAACAGAUCGUUGAAGUUAAAGAGACUCCAACAAAAACUAUUAUCAGACGUAAGUCUAUUACAAUCAAAGAUGGAGUUCCGGAAGAAACUAUUGAGAAUAUUGUCUUGCACAAGCCGAAGAAAGAACGUGCUCAUUCGAUCGUUGAUGAACUUGGGACCGUUACUAUUUCAGUCACAGAUGUUCAUGAAGGUCCUGUGGAGGAAACGGUAAUUGAGACUGUUGAGACACCGGAGAAAAUCAUUGUGAAAAAGAGAAGAAAGUCUUUCAAAGAAGAUAAACCUGAAGAAAUUGUCGAAGAAGUAACUAUAAAACCAGUGGAAGAGAAAAAGAUUAUGGAAGAACAAAAGAUUGUAGAAGUAGUAGAAACGGCUAAGAAGAAGGUUAUUAAAAAAAUGAAGGCAGUAGUAAAUGAAGAUGGCACUCCGGAAGAAGUCAUUGAAGAAAUUGUUAUCCAUAAGCCCCAAAAGGUAAAAGCAACCAAAGACAUUGUGCCUAUUGAAAGUGUUGAAGUUAGUCAAAUUAUCAUUCAAGAAGUUCCUGCAGAAUUUGAAAAAGGAAAGAAACCACAGGAUGAUAAAGCUGCUCCUGUUGAAGAUAAACCUGAAGAAGUCAAAGUUAGCAAAGUUACAGUCAAAAAAGCUCCAAAGAAACCAGAAGAAUCUAAAACGGGAGAGGUUGAGAAAAUUGAAGAACAAGUAGAAGAAGUCAAGCCAGAAAAACCUAAAAAGAAAAAGGCAGAAAAAGUUAUCACGCCCAAAGAAGGCAUUGAAACAACUGAAGUCGUUACUGGUGUCACAACUGAAGAAAUACCUGAAGAAGAAAAACCUAAAGAAGAAGCAGCUGCUGAAAUAACUCCUGAGGAGGCAGAAAAGCCAAAGAUCACGGAAGUACCUGUUAGUAAAGCCAAAGAAAAACCACAGGAGGCUGUAGUCGAAGAAAUUACAGAACAAGUUGAGGAAGUUAAGCCAGAAAAACCGAAAAAGAAAAAGAAAACUGAGAAAACAGUUACUUUCAAUGAAAAUCUUGUCACAACUGAAAUUAUUCCCUCACGGAGAGCUGAUGAAUUUCCCGAAGAAAAACCUGAGGAAAAGCAAGCAAUACAGGUUACAGAAGAGAAGGAAAAAGUUGAUGUUGCUGAAGUUACUGUGAAGAAAGUUCCGAAAAAAAAGAAGCCGGUCGAAGACAAACCCGAAGAAAAACCAGUAGAAAAGGUAGAUGAAGUACCAAAAGCUCCGGAAGAAAAAGUAAAUGGUCAUGUGCCUGAAGAAGUUGUGGCUGAAGAGAAACCGGAAGAGAUAACUACGGAGGAAAUUAAAGAAAAGAAAGUAAAGAAGACUAAGAAAAAGAAACCAGCUAAAAAAGCAGAUUGGGAAGAGUGGGUUGAGCCUGAAUAUGAACGUCCCGUUUUGGAACCGAUGCCAGAAAAAAUUGAAUGGGAGCCUACAAAGAAGAAGGAACAAAAGGCAGUUCCGGAGAAAAUUGAAAAACUUACUCCACAAAAGAUCGAGAAAGUUACGGCUCAUAAAGCAACAAAAUUACAAUUUACGGAUUCUAAGGAAGAGGUUCAGUUUGCAACGAUUAAAUUAAAGAAAGCACAAACAAUUAAGAAGAAAGAAGCACCAAAAGUAGAAUUGCCGAAAUUUAUGUUAAAAAGUCGUAUUGUAUUCCAUGGAGAAUACCCUCCGGAAAUACAGUACCCCUCAAUCACCGAAAUUGAACCGAAUCCUGUGCAAUCUGGAAUUCUUUCACGAAACAUUGAAGAAGGGCUGAAAGUCAUUAAGAAGAAGAUGAAAAAGAUCAAGUUACCGGAAAAAGAAUUAGUCGAGCUAGAAAAAUUAGAUAAAGAAUUUGAAGAGCUGAAAAAAGUUCCACUUGAAAAAAUUGAAGACAAGUCUAUUUAUGAGAGACCAGCGAAAAAACCUAAGGAAGAAGAAGAACAACCUAAACCUUUGGUUAUUGGCAAAGGUAAAGUUCCUGAAAAACCAGAGGAAGUUCCAGAAGAUAUUAAAUUGAAAAAAAUACCUGAAAAGAAGCCAGAAGAAGUCGAAGAGAAACCGAAAAAACCUAAAAAAGCAGAACCGGAAGAAAAACCUAAGGAAAAGAAAGAGCGGAAACCAUCGAUAAAAUUGGAGCAUGAAGACUUUAAACCAACAGAUUUUGAAAGACCUGAGUUAGAGAAAUAUGUUCCGGAGGAGGAAGAACGACCAGAAGAACCAGUGCCUGAAGUUGAAGUGAAACCACCACCUAAGAAGCCUAGAAAGAAACCAGAUCAAGAAAUUGAACAAGUACCUAUUGUUCCUGGUAUACCAAAACCACCUGAACCCGAAGAACAACCUGAAGUCAAGUUCCGUAUUCCUGAACGUCCAAAACCAGAAGAAGAACCAGAAAAAAUUACUCUCAAAGGCUGGAAGAAGGGUGAACCUGAGGAAGAAGGUGUUGAAAAAUUCCCUGAAUUAGAAAUUAAACCGGUACCAAGUGUGCCAAAAGAGGAAGAAGAGGAACAAGAAAAAAUACCUGAGAAAGAAAAACCUAAAAAGAAAAAGAAGAAGCCGGUAAAGAAAGAAAAAGAAGCGUGGGAAGAAUGGGUUGAACCUGAAUAUGAGCGUCCUGUUUUGGAACCGAUGCCUGAGAAAAUUGAUUGGACACCAACUAAAAAGAAAAAGGAAGAAAUUUCAGAAGAAGUACCUAAGAAACUUGAAGAGACUAAGGUACCUGAAGACGACAAAGAAGAAGAAGUUACGGUGAAGAAACCUGUUCCUAAGAAAGAGGAAGAAGCACCGGAGGAAACUUUGGUUAUUAAGAAAAAGCCUAAGAAAGAACCUGAAGAGGCUCCAGCUGAAAUCACAAUCACAAAACCUAAAGAAGAAGAAAAGGUCGAAGUUGUAGAAGAGAUCACUGAAGAAGUUGUGAUCAAGAAAAAACCAAAGAAAAAGCCGUCUGUUGAAGAGGUUCCCGAAGACAUUGUUAUCAAGAAACCCCUUCCCGAAGAAAAACCGGUAGAAGAAGUUAGUGAGGAAGUAACUAUUCCAAAGAAACCAGAAGAAAAACCGGAAGAAGCAGCAGCUGAAAUCGUCAUUGAAAAACCUGUUCCCGAAGAAGUUGAAAAAGUAGUAGAAGAAGUUACAGAAGAGGUUACUAUUAAAAAGAAAAAGAAGAAGAAGCCAGCUAAAAAAGCAGAUUGGGAGGAAUGGGUUGAGCCUGAAUAUGAACGACCGGUGUUGGAGCCAAUGCCAGAGAAAAUUGACUGGGAGCCAUCAAAGAAAAGAAAAGAAAGUGUGCCAAUGCAUUUAGAAAAACCGUUAGUUGCUGAAGAAUCAGUUACAGAAGAAGUUACAGAGGAAAAAGUCACUUUCAAAAGAAAACCUAAGAAAGAACCUGAAGAACCUACUGAUGAAGUUCUUCUGAAAAAACCUCAGAAAAAAGAAACAGUUGUUGAAGAAGUUACAGAAGAAGUGACACUCGUUAAAAAACCAGUUGAAAAACAAGUUACUGAAGAAGUCGCUGAAGAAGUUGUUAUUAAAAAACCCGUUCCGGAAGAAAUUGAAAAAGUGAUAGAAGAAGUUACUGAAGAUGUAACAAUAACUAAGAAAUUGAAACCAAAACCGAAACCAAAAAUAGAAGAAGCUUCAGAUGAGAUUGUUAUUAAAAAACCGGUUCCUGAAGAAGUAGAAAAGGUUGUUGAAGAAGUAACAGAGGAAGUAACACUCAAAAAGAAACCGAAGAAAAAGCCAACCGUUGAAGAAGCUCCUGCAGAAAUCACGAUUAAAAAACCUGCACAAAAAGAAGAGGAAAAACCAGUGGAAGAAGUCAGUGAAGAAAUUACUAUUCCAAAGAAACCAAAAGAAAAAUCGGAAGAAGGAGCUGACGAAAUAACUAUCAAAAAACCUGUUCCCGAAGAAGUUGAGAAAGUUGUAGAAGAAGUUACAGAGGAGGUUACUAUCAAAAAGAAAAAGAAGAAGAAGCCAACUAAGAAAGCAGAUUGGGAGGAAUGGGUUGAACCUGAAUAUGAACGACCGGUGUUGGAACCAAUGCCAGAGAAAAUUGACUGGGAGCCAUCAAAAAAAAGAAAAGAAAGUGUACCAAUGCAUUUAGAAAAACCAUCAGUUGCUGAAGAAUCAGUUACAGAAGAAGUUAUUGAGGAACAAGUCACUUUCAAAAGAAAACCAAAGAAAGAACCUGAAGAAGCAGCUGAUGAGACGGUUGUUAUAAAACCACAAAAGAAAGAAAAAAUCGAUAUUACUGAAGAAGUAACGGAAGAAGUAACGUUGAAAAAGAUACCAAAGAAGCCAACUGUUGAAGAAGCUGCUGAUGAAGUGGUAAUCAAGAAACCUAUUGUUGAAGUAACAGAAGAAGUCGAGGAUGUAACUGAAGAAGUCACUUUGAAGAAGAAGCCUAAGAAAAAGCCAGUAACUGAAGAAUCUGCAGACGAAGUCACUAUCAAGAAACCGGUUGUUGAGAAGCCGGAAGAACAGCCAGAAGAAGUUACUCAAGAAGUGACGUUGAAAAAGAAACCCAAGAAAAAGCCAGUAGCUGAAGAAGCUGCCGAUGAAGUGACGAUCAAAAAGCCGGUUGUUGAAAAACCAGAAGAACAACCCGAAGAGGUCACCGAAGAAGUAACUUUAAAGAAAAAGCCAAAAAAGAAACCAGUAACUGAAGAAGCUGCUGAUGAAGUCACGAUCAAAAAGCCGGUCGUUGAAAAACCAGAAGAACAGCCCGAAGAGGUUACUGAAGAAGUUACUUUAAAGAAGAAACCAAAGAAGAAACCAGUAACUGAAGAAGCUGCUGAUGAAGUCACGAUCAAAAAACCGGUUGUUGAGAAGCCAGAAGAACAACCGGAAGAAGUUACUGAAGAAAUCACAUUGAAGAAAAAACCAAAGAAGAAGCCAGUAACUGAAGAAGCUGCUGACGAAGUUACAAUAAAAAAACCAGUAGUUCAGCCUGAGGAACAAUCGGAAGAUGUUACUGAAGAAGUAACUCUGAAGAAAAAACCGAAAAAGAAAGAACCAGUUGUUGAGGAUGUUGAAGAUACUGAGGUCACAAUAACGAAAAAACCAAAAGCUAAAGCACAAGUGACAGACACAGAAGAAGUAUCGACAGAAAUAAAACUGAAGAAAAAAGUUGUGAAAGAAACUGUCGACGAAGCUGCUGACGAACUUGUUAUCAAGAAAACCGAAGAGGUCAUUGAAGAAGGUCCUGAAGAAGUAGUUGAAGAAUUAGUAGAAGAAUUCACAAUAAAACGUAAGCCACCGAAGAAAGCUCCUAAAUUGAUAGAGGAAAUAUGCGAAGAUGUUACACUUCGUAAGCUACGGCCAAAGAAAAAGCGCCCAGACAUAAAAGAAGUCACCGAAACAGAAAAUGUUACCUUCAGACCGCGAUCUACAAAGACAAAAGAAGACGUUGAACAAGAAUUCAAAAUUUCCCUUAAUACUUAUGAGGAAGAAGAUAUUUCAAUGUCCGGUAAAGUUCGUCUCAAGCCUAAGAAACGUGCUCCAACGUACCACGAAGAAGGGGGAGAAGAAACAAUUCGUAUUAUUCAAGGUCCGGAAGACGAUGGCCAACCAAUCGUCGAAGAAAUAAUUUAUGACUCUGAAGAAGAAUACAGUAUUAGCGAAUUGGAAACAGAUCAAUACAAUCUACCCCUUAAAAAGAAAAAGAAACCUCGUCCAUAUUCUGUCGAGCAAAUAGACGAAGACGACGUUAGAGUGAAAUUGAAGAAAGAAAGAAAGUAUUCCGUAGAAGAAACCGAUGAAUCAUUAGCACUGAAAUUGAAGUCGAAGCGACGUACAUCGACAUAUGAAGAAGAAGAAGCAAGUCUCAGUAUCACUCGAGAAGGUGACAUCUAUGAAGAAGAUGAAGGAGAUUACAGUGUCCAUGAUGGCGCUACAAUGUUCUCCAUUUGCUCUUAUGUAGCCGAAACUGAUGAAGCCAUUAACCUGGUUGAAGGAGAAAGAGUCUACGUUAUUGAGCAUACUAAUUCUGACUGGUGGUUUGUCAAGAAACAUUUAGCACAAGAAAAAGGAUGGGUACCAGCUCAAUACCUUCUUGAUGAAGAGCAUUACACUAUCUAUUUGCAAAAGAAACUUCAUGAGAAGAUUGACAAACUUCCUGUCUUCGAAAAACCUGGACCGGGUGAAGAGUCGUCAGCACCACGUUUCAUUAAAAAACUACAACCAAUCCAUACACCAGAUGGUUACACAGUCCAAUUUGAGUGUCAAGUAGAAGGUCUGCCAAGACCGCAGAUCACUUGGUUCAGACAAACAGCUAUAAUAAAACCAUCCCCAGAUUUCCAAAUUUACUAUGACGAAGACAACGUGGCAACUCUGAUCAUCAGAGAAGUCUUCCCAGAAGACGCUGGAAUGUUUACAUGUGUAGCUAAAAAUGCCGCUGGUUUUUCAUCGAGUACAACAGAACUCACGGUCGAAGCUCCACUUUCUGAUCACGGCUCUGACAUGACAGGACACUCACGCAAGAGUUUAUCUCGCGAGUCUUCGCUUGCGGACAUUCUUGAAGGAAUCCCACCAACGUUCUCACGCAAGCCUAAAGCUAAAUGCGUCGACGAGAAGACUGAUGUCAUCCUGGAGUGUCGAUUGGUGGCAGUACCCGAGCCUGAGAUCACUUGGUACUACGAGGACACCAAGAUAACCAGCAAAGAGAACGUCGUGGUUGCUACUGAGAGUGAUAUGCACAUGUACUGUAGCGUUAUGAAAAUAAAAAAGGUAACAAAGAAGCAGGAAGGACGGUAUAAAGUAGUUGCAAAGAAUCGAGAAGGUGAAGCGUCCAUUGAGAUUCCACUGAAGGUGAAGACUGGCGCCCAAGAACCACCAGAAAUUUUGGAACCUCUGAAGCCAUUCGUCGUUCGUGAAGGAGAAACAGUAGUUCUGUCCACACAGAUCGUUGGUACACCGACUCCGAAGAUCACAUGGUUGAAGGACGGCAAGCCACUGAAAGGAUUAACUCCAACCAAAGACGGUGACGUGAACACCUUGACGAUUAUACAGCCAAAACUGUCCGACAAAGGGGAAUACUCUUGCGUCGCCACCAAUGAUCUUGGUACUGCGGAAACCAAAGCUACACUUACUGUCGAAGAAACACCCAGUGGUGCACCAGAACCACCACUCUUCACACAAAGAUUUGAAGAACUCACCGUCCCUGAGAAGGGUACGUUCAAACUAGUGGCUAAAGUCACAGGCAAUCCUGUACCAGAAGUUAAAUGGCUUAGAAAUAAUAAGCCAUUAGGAAAAUCUCCCAAUAUAAAAGAAACUUACGAUGGUGAGAAUAUUAUCUUGGAGAUUAAGAAUGCAGACUCUGAAGUUGACUCUGGAGAUUACAAAUGCACUGCAAGCAACCCCGUUGGAAAGGCAUCACACGGUGCUAAAGUAACUGUGGAUGUUCCUAGAGUAACGUUCACCAAAAAACUUCCGAAAAAAUUAUCUGUCGACGAGUACAGAAUACUUGAGCUCACUUGCGAGACAUCACACACGAUGUCUACGACUUGGUGGCAUAAUGACAAAGAAAUCAGUGGUAUGGAUCACCGUGAAGUCAUCGAAGAAGGCCGUAUUCACAAGCUGGUCAUCAAGAAGACCAGUAUCACCGAUGAAGGCACUUACAAGUGUACCGUAAAGAAUCAGAGCACUUCUUGCAAUGUCGAAGUCAAACCCACCAAACCGGAAUUCGUAAAGAAGCUUCAAGAUUUCGAGGUAAUUGAAAAAGAAGUCGCGAUUCUUGAAGUUGAAGUUACAUCGCAGACUGCCGAUGUUAUUUGGAAGAAAGAUGGCGAACCUUUGAAACCUCGUGACGAAAAGAUUGAGUUUGUUAAAGAUGGCUCAGUUAGAAAAUUACUUAUAAGAAGUACUUCUGUGCAUGAUGAAGGAGAGUACAGCUGUACUCUUUUGGACGAAGAAUGCACUGCUGAAGUUACUGUUGUUGAAUUGCCACCUGAGAUAAUAACGAAGAUGAAGGAUGUAAGAAUAGCACGAGGUGACAAAGCCAAGUUUAAUAUCGAGUUGACUAAAGGUGACGCUCUAGUGCGUUGGUUCAAAGACGGUCAAGAGCUUCAAUUCUCUGAACACAUUAGCUUGUCAAUUGACGGCAAGCGUCAAAAGUUGAAGAUCUACGAAGCAACUUCUGAAGAUGCUGGAGUUUAUUCGUGUCAAGUCGGAGAGCAGACAUCGGCGGCAAGACUUAUCGUGGAGGAACCAGAGAUUGAUUUUAUUCGCAGACUACCAGAUGUUACUCUAGUUCCGCUGGAUGAGGACGCGCUCUUUACCAUUGAAUUAUCUAAGCCUGAUGUGCCUGUUCAGUGGUUCAAAAAGGGCGUGCCUAUUAAAGACUCUAAGAAGUACACGAUAAUUGAUGAAGGAACAGUCAAAAAAUUGAUCGUCAGUGACUGUGGUGUAGAUGACGCUGUGGAGUACAGUGCGGUCGUUUUGAACACUAAAACAUCAUCGAGAUUAAAGGUGGAAGUUGUUGAAGCUCCGCCGAAGAUCUCAAUUGAAUCACCGAAGAAAUACAGGGUGAAGAAAGGUCACGAUGUUGACAUGACUGUAAGAUUUUCUGCCGCUCCUAAACCUACUGACGAGUGGACCGUUGACGGCCGGGUUAUCGUUAAGUCCAAGAGGGUUAUCAAGACCUGUGAUGAAGAAUCUGCCACUCUGACUAUCAAGAAAGUCGAAGAAAAAGAUGUGGGUAAUUACACACUGAAGUUGGUUAACACACACGGUGAAGCAAGUACAGAAAUAAGGCUCAUCAUUGGACGAGAACCUGGCAAACCUGAAGGACCUAUGAUUGUUAAUAACAUCAGACAUGACAGCGUGACUAUCGAGUGGAAACCUCCGAAAGAUGACGGUGGUUAUGACAUCACGGAAUACAUAAUUGAAAAGUGUGAAAAGAGCAGGAAAACUUGGACGAGAAUAACCGAAGUAACGGAAGAAACUUUGAGUUAUGAGAUUGAGAAUCUUAAGCAGGAUAUUGAGUAUAUAUUCAGAGUGAUUGCUAGAAAUGAAGUCGGACCAUCAGAACCUUUGGAAUCAGAACCUGUGACUGUUAAAUCAACAUUCGACAAACCUGGAGCACCUCAAGGGCCGCUUGAAGUAUCAGGAAUGACCAAGACAUCGUUCACUAUCAAGUGGCAGCCGCCAGAAAAUGACGGGGGCAGUCCUAUCAUUGAGUACCAUGUCGAAAUUAAAGAAGCUACCAAGAAAAGUUGGACUAAAGUCGGUACCACCAAAGAAGACACCACAUACAUCAGUGUGUCAGACUUGAAGACAGAUGUAGCUUAUGAAUUCAGGAUAACGGCCACUAAUGCAAUUGGUACCGGUCCUCCGUACUUGUCAGAAGAACCCAUCGUACCAGGAAAACGAAUCAUACCAAAAAUAUUUACUGAAGAAUCGCUUUAUGCUCUACUUGGAAUUUUUCCACCAACUAAAAAAGUCGCUAGUAAAUCACCACCAUCAUGUCCACUCAAUUUCCAUGUCGAAAAUAUAACCAGUAAAAGUGUCACUCUCAAUUGGUCGCCACCAGCAAGUACUGGAGGCUCAGAACUGACUGGAUAUGUUAUUGAAAAAAGACCGUUGAUUGGUAAAGGAUCUAAAUGGAUAAAAGUAGUAACACUGGACGCAACAACCCAUCAGUAUUGCGUUGAAAAUCUCAAAGAAAGCGAAUUCCUGUUCAGGAUAUUUGCUGAAAAUAGUAUAGGACUCAGUACACCAGCUAUUUCUGAGCCUGUCACGCUUAAGACUCAUGCGAACGUUCCAUCACCACCGACUGCGCCACUAGAAAUUCGUCAAAUCGCGGCAAAUACUGUAGUAAUAGAAUGGGGACGACCUGAAUCUGAUGGCGGCUCACCAUUAGAAGGCUACAAAAUUGCUAUAAGAGAUACAAAGAAAACAAUGUGGAUAGAAGUGGGUCGUGUUAAUGCAGACAUUCAAAAAUUGAACGUACGUGAUCUACAAGAGGGCCAUGAAUAUCUAAUGAGAAUUUAUGCGAGAAAUGAAGUAGGAUUCAGUGAACCGCUUGAGUCUGAUGAACCAGUUAAAAUAGUUCCUGCUUCCGAAUUAGCGGUAAUAGAACCAAUCGCCGAGGCAACAGAACGAGGGGAAACAGCCUCAGUAAGUUAUAGCACCGAAAAUACAAGCUCUUGGCUGAGAGAUCACAAUAUGGAUGCAGACAUAAGUUCAUAUGCACGCGCCCGGCUUCUUAGAAAGGAUGAAUAUUUCUUCCGAAUAUGGCACUAUGCCAAAAAACUUUUUAAAUAAGCAUUUUUUAAACUUCUGAUGUAUCGUUUUUAAUUUAUCGUCGGCCUAAACAAUUUUAACAGCGGAGCUGAUACUAAAAUUAUUUUAGUUUACGGAUGCGAAUUGAUAAGCUAUCGAUUAUUGGUAACUUGUGUAGUUACAAUGUACAUAAGGUAUAAAGAAAGUUAUGAUAAAUAUAAUAAUAAUCAAAGGACGAGUGUAAAAUCUAGUCAAACAGUUUAAAUAUUUGUUAAUAUGUCGAUGGUGGGAAUACUUCUAUGGACAAUUAACGUACACGAUAAGAUCCUCUUUAUUUAUGAAAUUUAAAUUUAUCGCUCAUUUAUUAUUUAUGUAUUAAAGCUCAUUAAUUAUUAUCAAUAUUAUUUAUUCCUUUAUCAUUUAACGUUAUCACAUUUUUUGUAAUUUGUUCAUAGCCGAAGGAUAAAAAAAAUCUUCAUGGCAUUGUCGAAUAAUGUGAUAAUCUAUAAUACUUGACGUGUCAUUAAGACAAUUAUAUUAAUAUUACUAUUAUGAUUUUGAAUAUAUUUCUGGAAAAAAAUAUUAUUACAGUCGAACUCCAUUAACUCGGAGAUUUAGUCGACGGAGGAGCGGAAAUUUCUUGGAAUUUCCGAGUUAACGGAUGCCCCUUCUCCCGUAAAAAGUAAACUUUGACGCAUGCGCUCUUACAUGAAUGAUGCAUGUAUAAAUAUACACACUCAUACAAAUAUAUAGCAUCUGGUAGGAGAGCGUAGCUCGUAGUGGGGGUCAAGAUUCAAGGGAAGUUCCGAGAUAAUGGAGUUCGACUGUAUGUGGAAAUAAUAUAAAUAUUCCUAUUGAAUGAAAGAAUAAGAAAACGGCAACGUACGUCGAAAUACUUUCACCACUUGAGUUUGAGAGGAUUAAUUUUAAGUAUUUAUUGUUAAUGUAUUUAAUUAUUACUAUCGUUAUUAUAAUUAUGUAAAAUUACUAUAAAUUAAUGAAAUAAUGUAAACUAUUGUACAACGGCGAUAAGUCAAAUGACAUUUAUAAGUGUAACUCAAGAAUUUAAAGUUAUGAAUAAUGAAUGAAAUAAGUAAUAAAAAAGGUGACCGGUGAUUAUGCCACGUGAUGUUGGUACCCCGAGACGUAAAUAUAGGUGCGAAAUACCAUCAUUGCAUUCACCAAUGUCAUGUCGCAUGCUCCGAGAGCCUUUUUUAUGAGAUUUGUGAAUAAUAAACGAUUGUAAAAAAUA
Molecule: messenger RNA, 64590 nt
Organism: Microplitis mediator
Lineage: Eukaryota; Metazoa; Arthropoda; Insecta; Hymenoptera; Braconidae
Gene: sls
Product: titin
Exons: 53
Coding region: 492-63380 (20962 amino acids)
Molecular function (GO): protein binding
Source: RefSeq, a predicted model, not a curated record